AUCGCGCCCGCCGCACGGUAGUACCAAUCUUGUAGACCGACCGCCGUCCGCCGACCGUCCGACAACAUGUGAACGCGCGACCGGGCCGCCGCCAGUGAUUCGAUUCGGUUUAUUUUUUCACACCCAAAAGUGCAUCACCCCAAGUAUCUACACCUACGCCGAGGAUUCCUACACGCCGUCCGACGUUUUCGACAUCAUCCGUCUGCACCCGUAAGUAGUAUCCGCCACCUCGGUCCAUCCAAAUUAGUCGUAGCCUCCUCUGCACGGGCUGGGCUUAGUAAAAUAUAGGUGUAUACUUUUUAAAUGCGUUUUUCGGAAAAAAAAAAAAUACAAAUAAUACAAAUCAAAAACGCUUUUCCGUGUAAACUAUACAGUAAAACUCCCGUAUUAUUAUAUAUCCCGUGAUCAGUACUAUACGGCUAUAGCUACCUAAAAUUACUUGGGUAAUAAAUACCUAGCUGCAAUGUAGUUGCAACGGUGACACUUAGCAGAUCCUUAAACUUUGAUUGUAUAGUUGAAAUUCACGUACACCGUGGUUGCAUAUUACUUAGAUUAAACGUCGAUAAUUUUUAGUAGUGUUAUUAACUAUUUUACGCCCGUAUCAGUUUACGAUUAUUGUUUUUAACACAAUACUAUAGACCGUCCAUUACUGUAGUUACUAUAUUCCUAUACUAUUUUGUUAGAAACGGUUUUUGAAAUACGUUUAAUAACACGUGAAUAAGAAAUUUGUAAUCCUCAGUAUUAAACAGUAAGUUCAAUAAAUCAACCACGAAUAUUUUUUUAGAGUUAAAUAAUUGUAGGUAGGUACCCACAAUAAUUGUACACUAAUUAUAUUGUAUGUAGGUACACAGAGUGUUUAUUGGAUAACUGUUCCUGAUUUACAAUAUUAAUUUAAAUUUAUUUUUAAACUGAUUUAUAAGAAGUUUAUGCACAAUAUUUAUUUACGGGGUGGCCAAGCGGUGGUGCUUGAUCAGUGAACUUAACACUUAAGGGAUGCUCUAUAAUAUAACAACGGUCACCUAAUAAUUGUCGACUAUGUAAUGUAAUUUUACGGAAAUAUGAUUAAAUAAAGUUAAAUUCGUUUUAGGUAACACUUAAACGAGUAAGGGUUAAGUAAGGGAGUAAGGGUAGACAUAAUGGUGUACACUAUAAACGGUAUGUAUUACAAUAUAGAAACCACUGAAUUACCUUUUUUUAAAAAAUAAAAAUGAACUCCAUUUAAUGAAUAAUUACAAUUUCAAAUACUAUUUAAUAACUUUUCAUAAUAUAAAUACAAGAAAAAUUCGGACGUAUUUCGCACCAUUGUUAACGGAUAGGUUACUAUUAUAUGUUUAGGAAGUAUUUAAUGUUUUAGGUUAUAGGCAUGGACGCCCGCAGGAAAUUUAUCAAGAUGAAGCAUAGUAAAGUCAAACACCAAAAAUUACUUAAAAUAAAAUUAUAAUAAUUAAUUAAUAAAAUUAUAUUUGAAAUUUUUAAUUUUUGAAGUCCAGGCGGGGUUAGAUGUCUCGUAUUUCUUCACUCCCCUUCCGAAAGCCCAAAUAUAUAAGGUAGUUGUAUUUAUAUAUUGAAAGUAACAAUCAAAAACGGUUCUGGCCGAUUUAUUAUUGGUACCUAGUAUCAGUCGUAUUUUUCCCCUUGUUGCCAAAGUAACCCAGAAAUCAUCAAAAAUAAAAUCGAUAUGGCAACAUUUGUUGUCAGAUUUUGAAUAUUUUAGAAAAACUGUGGAAAUCUAUUAUUAUUAUUUGUUUUAAUUAAAGUACUACAGGACGAAAAAUCUGCACUUUUUUUAUGUUCUAAUAACUCGAAGGAUUUUAACCAACUGAAAAAUGUUUUCGAGGAAAAUUAAAAAAGGACCUGAGGGGAGAAAUAUUGAAAAUCUCAAAAAAUAUUUCAAGUUAAGUACCAUCUAAUGGACAAUUUGAAUUUUUGAAGGUGGAUAAAAAAAUCUGAUCAUUACACUCUUCAAAAAAAUGUAUUAAAAAAGAAAAAAGAAUAAAUCGCAGUUUUUAUAAAAAGCAUUUGGAAAUUUAAGAAAAUUUAUAUAAAUAAAAUACUAUCUGAUAAAAAUCUACUUUUAAAGUAUGGCUGAUUUCAGUUGAUUUAUAACGAAGUUUUUAGUAAAUAAUAAAACGCCAACGUGUACGAUUUUCGAAAUUCAAAUUAACGAUGUACAUCCGUUAUUGUCUACAUAGGUAUAGUUUUUUUUCAUUUAAAAACGUAAACUCGUUUUGUUUAUAGUCCCAAUAAAUUUAGAUUUACCAGUCACAAAAGCAUGUAAUAAAUUGUGUGGGUUCUACUGGAACAGUACCGAAACAGAAUAUACAUAUAGGAAAUCGAAGAUGGACUUCAUUAAAUAUAGCUUGAAUUCUGCUUGAAAUUUAGUGUGUAAAAUUAACGGACUUGCGUUGCGUUAGUUGCAUUAGUUGGAGUGGGAUUUUAGUUAAGCCAAGUCCAUAGGUGCAACUAGACCACCAAUCUUGAGGGUGCUAAAAUUAUAAACACAUUAUAGACCCAUAAAGGCAAUACCCCCAUAAUCCACAUCCCACUAUACUUAUAAUAAGCAAAUACAUAUUUUAUUUACAAUUUUUUAUAUAAAAAUGUUUCAAACUUAAUCAACUUUAUUUUUAUACCCUCAUGUAUUGUCUGUAUGCAAUUUGUAUUUUGUGCUGCUUAUUAAUUAUGAAAUACAUGGAUACAAUAUUUAGUCUAUACUUAUAAAACAGCUUAUUGGGUAUUUUUGGAGGUGCUUAAGAUCCUCCAGAAACCUUCUAGCUGCGCCUAUGGCUAAGCCUCGUAGUUAUUUGUUUUUGUUAUACAACUAGCUGUCGUCAGUUUCAAUAGUGUUUAGAUUCUUGAGUAAAAUGAGUAAUUUAUUGAGAUGAUAAUCCAAAAAUCAAAAUGAGGUAGUUUGGCGUAGAGACGUUCUUACGUUUCAUUAGAAUUUGAAAUAUUGAAAAAUCAAGUAUUAUUUAGUUGAUGUUUUACAUAACUAUUAGUUAAACUUAAAAUAAUAUUAUGUAAAAAAAGAGUUCCACUUCGACUGCUGUAGAUAUUUUAUUUUUAAAUCUUACAAACAAACCAAAAAUCAAGAAAAAAAAUUAGUGCAAUACGAGUGUCUUAAAAAUGCGGGGUCGCUAAAACAUUUAAUAUUUAUUUUGAGGGUCACAACAGUAAAAAGUUUGAGAAACACUGCCUUAGAUCACUGUUAUAUGGGGGAGUUUAGAAGGCAGGAUAUACUGAGUGAUUUAGUUUAUAAUUGUACUCAACGAUAAAUUAUUGUUAACGAAAAAUUAUUUGGAAUAAAGUUCAAUUGAACAUGAUUUGAAAUGUGAUUUUUAGAAUUUUUGUGAUAAAAUUUUAAAUGUAAACCCUUAAAAAAACUAAUUAUACGAAUUAUUACAUCAUAUGCUCAGUUUUUUUCUCUCACUACUUUUAACUGAUUAUGAAUCUCGUGUUUAACUUUCGAUCAUUUUUGAUGGAAUAAUUUGAUCUAUAUUUUAUAAAACCAAAUAAUAACUAAAAUUUCUAGCGGGGUUGAUUUUAAUGAAAAAAAAAAAAAAAAAAAAAAAAUGACCUCUAAAAUGGCACCAACCAGUAGAAAUUCGUAACCCCUGAAUCGGAUGGUUGGAGUAAUUACUGGUAGAAAAGUUGUUAACAUCAGACAGAAACAAAACACAUCACAGUAAAACCAAUAUGCUACGCUAAGUAUCCAAUAAAUUGCUCGGAAAAUGUUUACAAUUAUUUAUAUUUAAAUAUAAGUUUUGAGCAAAAUUAAACUAAUAUUUUAAUUAUCGCCGUUAAAUUCAAAAUAAUAACAAGUUGACCUACAUGCGCUAGGAAAUCGAACGAUCUUUUACACGAUCAUAUAAUUUAUCCAGACAUAUCGAAAUGAUUUUACCGUCCGUUUUAUUUUUGUUUUCACAAUAAUUAACUGCAAGAGAAUAUAAAUACCCAUGCGACACUCCUUGACGGUGCAAUUUAUUGUGUAUACUCGCGGGCUCGUUUGUAGCCCAGCGGGAUAAUAAUUUGAUCGUUACGAUCAUCAUUAGACAUUCGAUAAAAUAAUUAUCGUUAUUAUUGUAAUUUGUGGCCGUCGCGAUGUAAACGAUGAAAGUUUAUUCCGUUAAAAUGAAAAAUAAACGGUUUUAAAAAUUAGGCAUUAUUUUUGUUUUGUUUUCGCAUUACCUCCAUGUAUUAUUUACGUAGCUAUAUAGUAGACGUAAAUACACCGGAUUGAAUCUGUGUACCUACACCUUAUUGGUACCUACUUUUGCGUAUAUUUGUGAGCAGGAUUAUAUUUUUAAUCUCGUUUUCGAUUCCGUCAUAAAUGUAGAAGAGUUAAACGAAACGGUUUACAGACUGUGUUCCGCGAAGACAUACCCGUUGCAAUAUCUCCUGAGGUUAUAAAGAUAAUCAAAUUCUGGUUGUUUGUUUUUCUAUAUAAUAAAAUUAUAAUAUAUGUAUAACUUUCUAUUUGCAGGGAUAAUGACCACAAACGUUUGUGUUUGAAUUCAAUUUUUAUGUUUUAGUAAAAAGACAAAAAAAAAACUUUUUAUUUUAUUAUUUUUGAAAAAUUUAAAGAUAGCCAUUUUAUAGAAUUUAUUUUUUUUUAAAUAUUUUAACGUUUCAACUUUUCAUUUUCAUUAAAUUCGUGAUUUUUAAUAAUUUUCUUAAAGUUCAGAGAAAAGUACCAAUAAUCAUGCAGCGACUGUAAUCGUAUUCACUAAUUGAUUUUUAUUAUUAUUAUUAUUGUUAUGACUAAUUGACUGUAGACUUUUUUUCUCUGAAAUUAUUAAUAAUCACGUAUUUAAUAAAAAUAAAAAGUUAAUACGUCAACAUUUUUAAAAGAAUAAACUCCAUAAAAUUACUAUACAAAGUUUUCAAAAAUAAUAAAAUAAAAAGUUGUUGUUUUUUUAAGUUUUUUACCAAAAACAUAACAAAUUAAUUGAAAUAUAAAUAUUUGUGAUUCUCAUUUUUUUGAGAGAUUUAAAAAGAAAUAGAAUUUGAUUAUCUUUAUUAUCUUCGGAGAUACUACAAUGAAUAUAUCUUCGUAGAACACCUUGUACAUACGUAAUACUUUGUAAUACAAUUAGAUGGAUCGGUUCGAAUUUUUUUUUUUUUUUAAUAAAAUACUUAUUUUAUGUAUUUUACUAUCGAGUUCACAUACUAAAGUAAUAAGUAAUACUCAGGAACUUUCUAUAAUACAAUAUUCUUUCUAAUUUUCCACCGGUCUUCUUUAACUUCUUACAACCCGUUGCUCUCCAUUUUAUAGCGACUCUGGGGGUCUAUUUUCGAAUUUGGUCGAAUGCGAUUAGGGAUCGAUAGCAAAUUAGAUCAACUACAAAAAUAGUACUUUUGAACUUAAUUUAAUGUUUAGUAAUCGGAUUUUCAAUACAUUAAAUUCAAAAAGGUUAUUAGGUUUCUUAUUUACCAGUUGUAUUAUCUUACGAAUAUAUUUUUUUGUGAAAUAAUUAUAUUUUAUAAUUUAUUGCACACGGUGGUUUUCAAUGCCAGAUUAAAAUACAAUUUUGCGUUUACUGAAUAUUUUGUACAUACCCAAUGUAUUAAACAAAUAUAAAUAUGGUUAUUUUUAAGUUAUAUUUAUUGAAUUUUAACUGUAUCAAUCAAUUAUCGUAGAUUUAUAUUGUUUUUUGUUAUUUUUAUUACUACCCGCAGUCAGGUAUAUCUUAUAUGUCUAUUUUAAUUUAUCUAUCGAGUGUAUUUAUUUUACACGUCUUACAUACAUUUUAAAUAUAUCAUAAUAUCAAGUGCUGUGCAAUGGUACACAAUGGUGACAAUAGACGACUCGACCAACUAUUUAAAUGAUAAAUUUGAAUAAAAUAACAAUAUUACACCGGUAGGAGGUGAGGCGUAAGUAAAUUUAUACUUGACCGCAUUAUAUAGAAUUACAAUAUUUUUAAUAAAAAAUACAAAUAUUUCAAUGUACUACAUUAUUAGUAUACAAUACACAAUUUUAGAUUUUGAGUCGAGCGAAAAAGCUCAUUAUGGUUUUACAAUGAUGUUUGUUUUUUCUGUGGGCAACUUUUCCACCAGCAAUUUUGCUCCGAUUAACAAUGAUAGCGAUUUUUCUAAAGAGAAAUCUAACUUGGGAAGUACUUUAAUAGAGGUCGGUUUUUGAUUUUCCAAGGAUUUUCCCCAGUAAAUGGGAAAACCGAGAAAAUAGGUACACUAUUAAACAAAUAUUAUUAAAGAAAAUUUAUAAUGCAUAUGUAAUUUUAAUGUUUUACUAUAAUAUGACAUAUAUAAUAAAUAUUGUUCCGUCGCUCAGAAUUGUUUUUUCAUUAGCAAUGGUUAAUCGUUGCUUACAGAUAUACAUUAAAUUACCUAUAAAGCGGCUGCACCCGACACCAUUUUCCUAGGAUAGCUUUUUUUUUUAUGAAUUAUAUUUACUUUAAUUUAUUGAAAACGUGCAUAAUAUAUUAAACGAACUGUCUUCGUUCCAGAACGUUUUGAGAUUGGUAAAAUCGACAAUAACAAUAAUUAUUACUAAUUGUAAUUUCUAAUUGCUGUGAAGGUGCAUUUUCCGAAUUCAUAUGAAUAAUACCGUCGUUUUAAUUUUAACCUGGGCUCACAUAAUAGAUACCUAACAAUAAUAUUACGUGAAUGAAUAACGAAAAAUCAAACGGUUUAAGGUGAUUAAGCCACAUAAUUGUGUAAUUAAACUUGAAAGAACGUACAAAUUGUUUAAAAUUAAAGAUGGUAGGUACUCAACGAUAUCUUAAAUGAACAUAAUUACUAAUUACUAAUAAAAUGUACACUUAAACUCACCAAGUGUGGUUAGUAACAACGGUAAAAAAACUAUGUACUUAAAUUUUCGUACCUAUACGUAAAUAAUAGUAUUAGUAUACUUUUAUUUAUAAACUUUAACAUCAAAUUUUGACGAAAAUCAUAAGUAUUACGAUCUUUCAAAACAUGUAUUAACCGAACUUCGCUCCGAAUCUCUUUUCGUUAGCAAUAGCUUAUUGUCGAUUACAGAUAUAAAUUAAAUAACUUUAUGUGUCCUACUUUUCUAAAUUCCCACUUAUAACAGGAGCACACUCGUCCUCAGUAUCACCUUUUUUUUUUUAUUUCUUUCAUAUUACCAAAUUUACCUAUAGAUCAAAAAAAAUAAUUAGAUUUUCGUACAGAAUAUUCAAAUAACCCCGUGUUAGUUUCUUUUACAGGCUGAAUUCGAGAGGAAAGAAGUAGUUAUUCCUGGUCAAAGUUUCAGCUCAAUCAGCAAUUUUGGUGUGUAGGGGUAAAAAACUUUCGUAUUUAUAUAAUAUGAAUAGGAUUAUUUACAAACUACAAGGAAAACUUUCAAUUAGACGAAAAUGUUACUCACUUUUUAAUUUUAAUUUUUUUAUUAACGAUUUACUCAGUUGAUUUUGUAUUGCAUUAAAAUAUAAUAAAUAUAAAUUAGAGUUGUAUGUAUUUAAUUAAAUUAUUUUAAAUCUACGAGCAUAUACGUUUUUGUUCGGUUCUAAAAAAUAUUUCAAUUAUCAUUUUUUCCUCCGUUUACAAAAAUGCAUGAAAUAAUUAAUGCUUGAAACAUUAAUUACAAUAGUAUCUGCAGUAUGUACUCGCAUACAACAUUAAUUUUUAAAUUCCAUUUGUUCGUGAUAUUUGUAAUAAUAAAAUGUCAAAUAUUUUUAAUUUCGAUUGCGCAUUAUUAAUUUUUAAUGUUAUUACGGCGUGUACUUAGGUAAUCGUAUAAAUAUUAUUUUAAUAAUAAUUUUUAUUUCAAUAACUUUACGAGAAUGGUUUACUACAUUUGAAAUUAUUAUUUUAAAUAACAUUUCAUAUAACUAACUAUACCUUUAUAAAUAUGUAAUUACUUGUUAUGGAGAUGAGAAAAAAUUUCAGAAUAAUUCGUUUUUUUUAUUGACAAAUCAUUUUAUAUCUUUAUCUUAUUUUUAGUAGUAGUUUUUUUUAUGUAUCAAUACUUUUAAAUUUCAAAAAUUUGAUCACCCAUAAUUAUUAACGGUAUUUAAUAUUACAUUCAGUAUUUACAUUUAAAAUGAUACUACUGGUCCAAAGCCGCAUUCAUACUGUUUCGGUUUUUAUCCAUGUUGGAUUUUGAUUUUUUUUUUUUAAUGAGCAAUAAUAAUUAUUUUGUUUGAUAAUAUUAUAUUUUUAAACAGAAACACGUAUUGUUUUCGAAAUAUAUUCCUAUUUAAGUUUUGCUAUUUGUGUUUAAACUUUAAUUUCAAUCUAAACGCUGCAAUUUAUGCUCUACGUAACGUAAUAAUGUUGCUCCAUUAUCGGCCUUUAUAGCUAUAGACUAUAGACAGUCAAUGUGGAUGUGGCGUGCUCUUAAGUAGGUACCUAUAAUUUAUUUUUAUUAAAUGGAUGUUUAUAAUUACCUAUGUAAUUCAGUUUUGUUUGUGGUAAUGUAUUACAGGUGAUUAAUUAUUUAUUUUAGUUAAUUUGGAUAAAAGUUUUAUAAUUGUUGAGCGAUGGCUGUUUUACUGAAACCCAUGCAAGUAAAAUAUCGACUGCAGAUUGGCCAACAUAAUGCAUUACGUAAAAUAAUAAAAUUCAAUAAGCGAAAAACGUAAAACGCUUAAAAUAAGAACCGUUAUAGACAUCUUUGAUUGGAAUACGUAUUCCUUUCCUGUGUAAUCAUUUAAUAAAAAUAUCUAUUGAAACAAUUAUUGACAUCGAAUUUUAUAGUUAUAAUACACUGUUUGAAAACAAUUUAUUAUUUGUUAAUGAUAUUUUUGCGGAUCAAAUUGACAUAAUAAUAUACUAUAUACCCGCAAGGAAUAAUAGUUAUCACUGCUAUCAGCUAUUAAAGGUAUUAGGCACUUCGAUUUUUUUUUUCUUCGAUAUUCUCAGUGCAGUUUAAUGCUUGAUAAUCGAAUAAAAAUACUUACUGGCACAGCGUGAUGGACAACAAUAUAACGUCGUGUAGUCGAUAUACCGGACCGUAACAUUCUCGUAAAUGAAUAAUUUACCGAUAAAACUAAGCGGCCAAUCAUGAAAAUGUGAAAAAGAAAAACGUCACCCGCGAGAUUUGUAGAUCAUUAUUUUUCUACUAACGAUUUUACGCCGCCGUUUCUCCGGGGAAUAGGUAUCCGCAUCAGCGAUUUAUAGGUUAGGUUAUUAUAUAGGGUUAAGACCGCUACCAAUAGAAUAUUAUUAGAGAAAGCAUCGUAACUACGGUAAAAUAUGACUAAAUCGGAUUGCGUUUACCCGCCGCGGAGAUCAUAAUUUUGAUCAAAUACGCGACUAAUCCAAACAGCGUUAAAUUAUAUUGAACAUAUUUCCAUAGAAAUUAAUUUUCAAUCGUUGUUCAAAAUUUGUGAAAAUAACAAUUAGGAAAUAUUGCUUGACCUAGAAAUUCUGCACAUUUUUUGGAAAGAAAAAUAUAAACGAAUGUUUUUGGAAGUACAUUUCGUAGAAAUAAUAUUUCUGAGGAAAACAUAAAAUACGGUCUACGGAAAAUAUUAAGGUGUCUCUACACAUAAUUUGUUUUCUGCAUCUGUUUCACACGUGACGUAAUAUAACGAAAAAUAAAUUCUGCACACAAACGAUUGUGAUUUUCUAGUUCAAUCUAAGGCUAACGUUUUAUAUAUUUCGUAAAGUAUUUACUAUACCUAAUCUGAAUGAUUUUUGUCAUAUUUUAAAUUUUAUAAUGAAAAAAAAACGUUUUUAAAUUUAAUUUCUUUUAAUUUUAACCAUUAAUGAUUUAUUGACAAAAUUAUUUGACUAAGGUAUAGUAAAUACGGCUUUUUUUUUUAUAAAAUAAAAUAUACAAUAGGUCCUUUUGACUUAACCCAACUAAACCCAGAGAGAGCGAAGAGAAAAUGAAUUAAUAAAUGUAGUGGAGGAUGUAGCUUUUAGAGGGGUGUAUAUUCUGUGUAGAUACUAUAGUAAAGUUUCAAGAUAUAGAAUACAUAACAUUGUUAAUAUAUUUUCAUGUCAUUAUAAAUAGUUUUUUUUUUUAUCAAUUUUUGUUUAAAAUAUUAGAUGAAAUUCGUAUGGAUAGACGUAAUAUUUUUCUAAUUUGUUAAAGAAAAACGCGUGUAACCUUCCACAAUACAAAAUCGUGGUCCACGCCACUGACGUACUUGCACUGGACGGAGUAGGGUAAAGAGCGCGACGACGACGAUUCGAUUUAUCGUCUCUUAAACAGAUAUUAAUACGGGUAUUACCUAUUUUAAGGUAAGUAAAAAUCCGCGGGUAUUUCGAACACGGCGUGCAUAAAACGCGUUUCUAAACGUUUAUUAAUACGCACGAUGUCCGUAAAAUAUAUGUAGUACUACUAUUCUGGCUAGUUUAUUAUCAUCCUGUAUCGUAUGAAAUGGUGAAUUAUGUUUGUUUGCCGUUCCGCGACUAUGUAUCGAAUAUUAUUAUUAUUGUUGCAUUAUACUUACCUAUAUUAGAUAAAGGCUUAGUUUCCUUUCGCCACGAACAUAUAUAAAUAUAACGCGUUCGUCGGUACACUGCACAUACCAGUUAUACCUCGGUAAAUCGUUAUAAUAUUUUUAUAGGAUGCGUCGAUGAUGACCUAUAUAUUAUAAAGUAGGCACUACACAAAAAAAAAAAAAAAAAAAUGAAGUAUCCUGUAUUAAUAUUAAUACACAUUUGUCAAAUAUUUGAUAAUAAUGGUUAUUAUAAAAAUAAAUAUUUUAAAUAAAGUACAAUGCUUUUAGGAUAGGUAGUAAUAAAAGCGUACAAAAAAAUAUUCUUUGAAAUCUAAAAUUAAAUUAAGGAAAACGAUUUACUCAAUGUUCGUAUAACUAGACUAAAAAUGGACCUCUUUAGGGGUUGAAUUUGAAGAUAAAAGUAGACGGCGACCUUUUCCUUGAUUUGAAGGUCGAGUGUACGAAAUUUAAUCAAGAUGGAAAUAAAAAUCGUAGAUUUAUGUAAAAAAUCGACGUAGAUCGAACUCGAUUACUUAUAUAUAUCUAUAUGUAUAGAAGAAGAUAAUGUUAAAAACAAACAAUGCAUUUAAAUAACUCAUAAUGUCUAAAAUUGCGAAAAAAACGAAAUCGAAUUUAUAUAUGAGUAUAUUAUUCUGAAUCUAUAUGAAGCGAAGAGUUUUUACCUAUGAUAGCAUUAUUGUGUGCAAUAUAUAGGAAAGAAGAAAAAUGCAAAAAUCGUCAAUAUUAUUAUACAUCUCUAUGAGUCAUAAAAUGCGAGUAGGUAAACCAGCUAAGGGCGAAUUUAAUAGUCCAGUCCGCGUCGAAGCGAACGGACCGUGUCGUUUCGAAAAAAGUCCGUAUCGUAUCUAUCGUUUUAAGAGCGAUGCGGUGAAAGGGUGCAAUUUGUGUCUGAGAAAAAAAAUAUGUAAGUAGGUAAAGUGUUUCGACGUUCGUUUCUAGCGAUGACUAUAUAUUAUAUUAUAAUACGGAAUCGGUCGGUUUAUAUUUUGUUUUAAAUUUCGAUUCGGGUUAUAAACUAAGCGAAAGUUCGUUUUAACUUAAUUUUACUAAAAAUAAAAAUACCUACCUAUAAUAUACGCAUUUAGAAUUCGAUAUUAUUAUUGUCUCGCGUCCGUCAAACAGAAAGGGGUAAUAAUAAAUAAAUAUAAAAAAAAAAAAUAAAAAAAAAAUGGAUGUCACUACAAUAAUGUAAUGAUAAUAAUUAAUAACGUAUCACGCCCACAACAAUAAUACAAUAAUAAAAUAAUUGCAGUGACAAUGAAAAUAACGUCGAAAAACAUCGUGUUGAUGUUUAGAACGUGAUCCUUUUGUCGACUAAUGAUAGGUAGCAGACUAGCAACUGUUAUAUUAUCGCAGUAGGUAUACACUUAAUUUGAUAUCGUAAAUUAAUUUUUUUUUUUCCAUUUGCAAUGUCAUUGUUUUUUUUUUCAGUCUACUAGAAACGGCUCUACUUUCUGUACAGAUCAAAUUGGGUGCGUAACUCGAAAUGUACACGAAUUAUUUCAUUUUUUUUUUUUUCCUAACGAGUUUACAAUUUUUACUGUAAAAUAAAAUACUAUUUAAUAAGAGUAGAAACUAUAUUAAAAUAUAUGUACGACGCAAUCCGUUUACAAUAUUGUUAUAUUAUCUAGACCACCUAUAUAUAGCCUUAGAUAUUUAUCAAAAGACUUUCAACUGCACUUGACGUAUUUUUUAAUUUUUCGGUGAGAAAAAAAAUCCGCAUAAUUAUUACGUCAAAAAGGACUCUUAUCUAUUAUAAGUAAAAUCUGUUAUUUCCCAAACGACCAAAUUAUGAAAUAACGAACGGUCGUCGAAAAUAAUGCUCGUGCUUAAAAACACGAAGAAAAUAUACUAUUCGACAUUUCACCAUUAUUUUUAUUAUUGUUGAUUCUCACGCAUAGAGUAGAAAUAAAUGACUAUACUGAAUUUCGAGUGGAAUUAUAAUGACAACUGGCGGACUUGAAAAAAUUAUUUUGAAAAGUUUUUUUAAAAGCUUUCGAAUAUUUUUGAGUUAACAUUCGAGUUUUCUUUCCAAUGUAAACCGUGGGGUGAACGGUGGUGCAACCAGGGUUAUAACCCCACCCCCAAAAUUUGAGAUUCGUUUACGAAUUUCGCGUAAUACGUAUAGUUGUAUAAUUUGUAUUGCAAUUACAGAAAUUGCAAUGAAGUUUUAAAUACGUGUACGUCGUGCAGUGUGCACAUCAGUUAUUUAGUAAUUUAUUAGUCCAAAAACUCGUCCCCUUCCUCCAGAAAUGAAUAUUGUUUGUGUAACCAACUAGUAGAUAACUUAAAUCAUCGGAAAUCGAUCACAGGCAUUAUUUUAUCAUUUCAUUAUUCUUAUAUUUUGAAUAUUUUAAAAGUAGGUAUUCAAAAUAAGUGUUCAGUUUUAAAUAAACAUAUUUUUGAAAAAGUAUUUAGAAUACAAUAUCAAAUAGUUUACGUAGAAGACUUCAAAAACCGUAAAUAUUUAAAUAAUUAAAAAAUAUUCGAAUAUUUGUAUUUAAAUUCACGUUUAUUCUAUUACUUUACGAGUAGUCUGAGACUCUAAGUAUACAGGGUAUUUUAUGAUUCAUGUUCGAGAAGCUCGAGAUAAAAUGCUACGUUAAAUUUUACGACUUGGACGGCAGUGAAAUUGUAUCAUCCACUGCAGUCGUACCGCAAUGAUUACUUUUUUCGUUUUAAACUUUUAUCAAAUUAUAAAAUAUAUAACGAAGUUACUGUGUUUAUAAUUUGAUAUGUCACACGAACCGUCAGUAUUAGUACCUAAAACGUACGUACAGUUACGUGAUAUUGACCGUAACACGCAGAAGUCCGAUGACGUAUUAAACUUGGAAAAACUCGUGCACAUUUUAAAGUUUUGAUUAGAUAGUUAUUUUUUUUUUUUAAACGUAUUGUUUCUCGUGUAAACAUAGAUUAAUUUAAUAAGUAUCUAUAUCACGAAAUUAUAUAUAUAUAUAUAUUUGUUUGUUUUUAAUCAAAAACGAGGUAGAUAUUUACACUGCUUACACGAAAAUAUAAUCUAAGAUGUUUUUUUUAUAUUUUAUGACAGAAAACUAAUAAGUAAACAAUAUUGAAUCAUACGGUGAAUCAUGUCGAACAUACGAGCGAUUCGUUAUCGUUUUUCUCCAUCUCGCUCUCCGGACCAAUAAGCUCUUGAAAUAUUGCGCGGAGUUCACUGCAGGCUAUUAGCUAGAAAAUAUAACGAGGAUUUCGGUAAACGUUAAAUCACUAUAAGUUGCGAAAAAGAACGCCCGAAAAGUUGAAAGUAUGUCACCAUAGUGUAGGUAUAGGCGUUUAUAUUAUAAUUGCAUCGGCAGCGAACAAAACCCUAGCUUAAAAUAUUAAAUUUAUGGUGUCUCGUUCUUUAUUUCAAACUUGCCAAGAUGGGUUUUGUUGGUAUCAAAUUAUUAGAGAAUUUUCAUCGUCUAACAAAGUCAAGAAAGGUCAGAAAAGAACAGAAUAUUUAUGUAGGUAAUAUUUGUUAUAUUUUUCCGACGAUUUGAUUAAAAUAAAGGAAAUCAAAAAAACUAAUCGACAGAAAUAUACAAUAUACGUCAUAGUUAUUAAUUAUUAUUAGUAUUUAUUCGACCUCUAGAACCGUCUCACAACCAAUUUUAUCCAUCGCCGAUACAGUCCGAUUUAAUGAUCAAAUUCUGAUUCACUCCACCGAAUACUCGACAUCCGUUUUUACUACGUCUUAGUGCCUCAUUCUACGUGACCUUUUAAAUGUCCCUACCCUACUCAAUUAGUUUAUGUUCAAGCAUUAUCCGUAUAGUAGUGGAUUUUAAAUUCUCUGUAAAUUUCAUAAAUUUGUAAUACAAGUAAAUAUGCUCAAAACUUUAAGAAUAAACUAUUUCAUUAUUAUUUAUUAUAAACACACACCUAGCUCUUAAAAAAUUACUUAUUACUUAUUAUUGUUGUUCGAUUCCUUAAUUAUAUGCAGUAAGAAGAGUGCAAAUGAUUUUGUAAUUUAAAUAAUGUUAGGUUUGAUAAAAGAAAUACUGAAUGUAUUAAUAUUAUGAAUGUAUACAUUUGAACACCGUUUUAUUGAUCGGGAAAAUAAUAGUAACAUUAUUCAAAUGCUUGAACGGUGCAACUUUUAAGUCAGAUUUAUGGUUUAUUCUUAUAGUUUAAAUUUAAAACCAUAAAUAACUCAGAUGAUCGAAUCUGAUGGGCGAUUAUUUGGUAUACAGAUUUGAUAGAUCGGAACAAAAAGAAAUCGCGUUGCGUCACGAUGAGCCGGACGAGCUUAGUUUUCGGUUUCAUUAAAUUUCAAAAAAGGCAAUCGACUGCUAUUAAAAUGGUUAUUAAUUAUACGCUAUUAUUCGUAUACUAUCGUGGAGUGUGAAAUAAUACCGAAAAAACGUUUUAAAAGAGAUAUAAAUACAAAAUUGUAUUAGGUAUAAACAAUAAACGCUUAUAUUUUAUACAAACCUAAUGAAAUACCGAACGUUUUUCUGUCCGAAAUAAAUUCAAGUACCGACUGCAAAAUAAGUUAUAAGGACGUCAUACCAUUAUUUAUACACUGUUCAGUGUUACCGAAGACUUUUUCGUUUUAUAAAAUGUUUAGAAAACUAGCGACGUAAAUAAUUUCCUCUUUCAAUUUUGUUAUUCGUGUUUAAACUCUAAUUUCAAUCUAAACGCUCGAUACGUAUGAUCUGCGUAAAGAAAUUCCGCCAUUUAGACUGAGACAGUAUACGCGGGUGUGGCGUCUUCUCAAAUAAAAUAGCCGGUAGCGUCACUAUAACAUUAUAGCUUUCGGAUCAUCUCGUAUAAUUUUGUAUUGUUGUUAUGUUUUACUUUCACUUAAAUUAGACACAUAAAAAUCGAAUAAAAGUCUAAAAAAAUGUUACACCGUCUAUACCUAUGUCUGUGUAUGCUAUCGACUAUUGUUGUCGUUGUUGUAAUUUUAUACACUUUAAUCCGCUAUAUGAACGAUUUAUGACAAAAUAUAUUCGCAGCCACGCCAACAAUAGGUAACAUCGAUCGGUCACAUGGAAAUGUCGAUAUCGAAAUCGCGUGAUUACAAAUUACAAUAAGGCACGGCGGCGUAUUCAUAAUAUUAUUGUCAUAUUAUCGCAGAUAUUCGAUUCUAUUCCUUAACAUGUGCAAUAUUCCAUUAGAAAACAUAAAUUAAAUAAAAAAAAUGCGUAGCAAGGGCGAUCGGCAUUGUCAUCACGUGCGUCGCCUUCGUUACGUACGGUUUCUAGUUACGUGCACGGCGCAUUUGAAAAUAUACAUUAUAAUUUGGAUGGAGUUUAAAAAUGCACACCUACAGUGUUAUUAGCUAUAGAAGAAAUCGCAUCUCAUCGUAUCGAAAUCAAUCUAAAUUCGCAUUCAUUAUAUAAUAAUAUUUCACAGAAGCUCAAUAAGGUUUCUGUGACCAAUAAUAAUUUCGAGACGUUUUCAAUACAGUUAUUCGAUACACUGCGCCCGCAUAAUAUAUUAUUUUAACGAUCGUAAAUGUAUAAAACCGUAUAUCCGUGAAAAUAAUGACACCUACACGUGCCAAUAUGUUUCAGUUUUUAUUUUGAAGUUUAAACGCAAUAAAGCGUAUAGAUACGCAUUAAUAUCGGAAUCGUUUUCGAACAGCGAUUCGUAUGGGUAUUAUUCUAUAUUUGUCUCGUUAUAAAUAAAUUGGAUUAUGAUCGUAAAACAUUUGUUUGAUUUCAGUUUAGAUUCCUAGUGUAGCGACGAUGCUUUUAUUUGUUCACAUUUUAGAAAACACUUUUUUGGUCCAUAAAAAUGAUUCAAAUUGUUCACACCGUAACUCAAGAUGUGGUUUUAUUUUUGUCGAUUUCUUGACUUCACAAGGGAAAAAUAAAACGGUUAUAAUACUUAAGCUUCAUGUAUACCAGUUAACCGAGCUCGGCUCGGUUUUUGACUGAAAUAAUUUAUCAUCGUUACUUUCAGUAAAUAAACCAAAACACUCUGUAUUAUAUAUACCUUCCCAACUUCCCACCUACGCAACAGUGGCCUGUGGCCUCCUCACGAUGCGAAGUUUGUAUAUGUAAUUAUAUUUGGGUAAGUUCAUAUAAUUUGUGCAAAAUAUUAAUUAUUUUUUUGUUUUGUUUUAAUACAAGGAAAAUAUUUUUUUUCCAUUUUUACAGCGUUUCGGUGUAGUUUUGAAAUAUGCUCAGUUGCUUUGAGAUCCGUUUUUGGAUGAUUUUUUAAAUGAUUUUUUUAAAGAGAUAUUAUUACUUACUUAAAAUCAACAGCUUUAUUGUUAUUAAUUCAUUUCAUUUAAAUUCGAAAUAUCUGCAGUUCGGUAGAUGGACUUGUUGGAUUUUUGUGUUGUUUUUUUCUGGGUAUUUACUUUAGCGUUCUUGUAAUAAUAUCGAAUACGAGAUUUGACGUGUUGUUAUAUAUUUUUAUUUGUUGAAUUUUCAGCAUCGUCAUUUUUAUUAUGAGAUUCGUGAGUUAUGCGGAUACAAUACGUCCGACGUCUUAUACUAUUGUAUAACAGUUUUUUUUAUUUCACCAGUUGAAUAUUUUCGGCGGAUAUGUCUUUUUUAUAUAUUUCAUAUAAAAUCAACAAUUUUCUAUGUGGGCAAUGUAUAUGUGUGAUCUAAACACUCGCUAGUGUGAAUUUCUUUUGUUCAAUUGCUAUUUACGUAAGUAUGUAAUAUUUUGUUUUAGAUUUUCAUAUUUUAGUAACAUAUUAUUGUUGUAAAGAAACCUACACAAUUCGCGGGAAUAGGUUUUUUUUUUCUUCAAAAUUUACUUUUAUCGCCACUAAUACAAUAUGGUUUUUGCAACGCACUUCACAAGAAAUAAUCGAUAGUAUAAUUUAUAGUUAUAUAAAUAAUUUAGGCAUUAGUUAAAAUAUACGUUAUCUUGUUUUGUUUUGUUUUUUUUUUUUCAUAAUGAUAACAUGUGGGAAAAAUGUGAAAACGUCAUCAUGUUGAGAAUUUGUUUUAUUCGUGUACAACCAUUUUGUAAAUUUUAGUUUUUUCAAUAGUUGUUUAUAAUGCACAUAGGUAAUAAUAUUGUUGUCACAAUAUUAUUAUAUUUUAAAAUAUCCAGAUAUCUCGUAAAAAAAAAGGAACAAUGAAAAUAAUUUUGCUCUACCAAUAUAAGUAUCAAUUUUUUUUAGAAGAAAAAACACAAUAUUUUUGUUGACAUUUUUGUACUUUAGUCAAAGAUUUCAGAAAAAAAAAAACACAAAGAACAAUUAUUAUUGUUACCUAUUUACUUUGUGAUAAUUAAACAGGAAAAAAAAGAAGGGAAAAUGUUCCAAUUAAGUUGCUCUGUGUUGUCAUUUGGUCCGUGUAACAAUAUUUUGUUUCCAAGGUAGUUAUUGCAGGUUUGUAUAGUAAGAUAAAGAAAAAUGUCAGUAUAACGAGAUUAUUAUUUUUUUUUUUUUAGAGCUAUUUUGGAAUUGCCUUUAUAAAUUCAACCAAAUAUCGAUACAGGUACCUAAAUCCCAUAUUUUUAAAUUUCAAUUAAAAUUACACGUUAAUUAAUAAUCAACAGACAAUUAUGAUAAUUAUACUUAUAUAAUUUAUAAUCAAAUUUUGAAAUUUAAAUGUUUUAGGUAUCUAUAAAUUAUAUAUAUUCGAUAUCAAUGGUGUGCAUAUCAAAACGUUUAGAAAAUGAUUCUCUAUUCAGAUCUGUGUUUGAAACGGAUGGUUCCAAGAAGGUUGCUUUUUGAUAGGGCUGCUACAAUAUGCGAGAUUUCCUAAAUAUAUUUAUUUUUACGAGACCUUUUUUUUUUCUCAGCUUAAUCAGUACCACUCCUCUCACCUAAUACUUACAAUAACACCCUACACUUGGCCAAUGUCGGAAAUACUGUUUGAUAUGACAACUCACGUGUACAUUUCUAAAAACAUAACUUUUCCAGUUUUACGUCCAUUAUAAUUAUGCUAUCUUUUUUUACGGGUACACAAGCUCAAGGCCUCUGAAAGCGCGAGGCCCUAGACGUAAGCCCCACUCACCAUACCUUAAGGCCGGUCCUGCUUUUUGAAUACCCAAAGUUUUUAAGUUAUAAGGAGUAGGUGUAAACAUUGAAAAACAGGAUUGAAAUAUAACUUAAACGAUUCUAUGUAAUGAUUGAAAAAGAAAACAGAAUUUCAAUUCACUUAAAAUCCUCCGAGAAAAUCGAUGGAUGUCUCUUAUUGCCCGUUUUUCAUUCUCGUAAAACGAAUUCUGUCUCGGUUCUAACAUAUGUCGUAUUAUAAUAUAAUAUUAUAUUAUAACAUGACGACAAUAAUGCUAUUAUAACCACAUACACGUAGCUCAACCGUGAAAUUACGUUUCGUAUUACGAGAGGCGUCUUGGUGUGAUAAAUCCUUUGGUAUUAGCAUAGAGUACGGUGCACUCUAAUUUAUUAUCCCAUAAAUUAUCGCGAAUAUAGCAUACGGGUAAAUAAUAAAUUAAAAUUAGAUCGUUUAACAAAUAUUCGAAUCCGCGGACAAUAUAUUAUGCAAAACAAAAAUAUGUAAAUCACAACGUUGUCGUACGCCCAAUUUUUCUAUGGACUUAAAUAUGUGUACUUCUAGGCAAUUUUAACGGAAUGUACUCGCCGAACUUUCAAAGUGAAUUUGCAUUUUUUACUUUCGUAGUGAAAAUUAAAGAUAUUAACGCAUUAACUAGGGUUUGGUACAUAUAUCGAUUUUCAGUUUACUCGUACGAGACAGUAUAAUAUAGUUAGCAUGAUUAAAUACAUUUUUUAAAAAUGUUAAAAAUGGAGCUUUUAUUAAGCUUUUGUAGUGAAAAAAUCGUGUUUCGUAAAUCUGUUAGCGUUUUACAAAUAACAUAAUUACACGUAUAAUACGUAUGUUAUACAGAAUAUACAUCUAUCUAAAUAAAUUGCAAACUUACGUACUUACGUUAUUUUAUUAUUUCUGGUACGUUCAAUAUUAUUUUUCGGACAAAAGCGCGUUUCAAAAGUAUAGUUAGAGCAGCUAUCAAUUAGAAUUUAAAGGGGAAAAAGUCUAGAAAAAGAACGAAAAAUCGUCGGAUGACCGAAAUACGGAUAUAAAUGAAAGAAGUAAGAUCUAUAGAGCGAUUGGAAGUGACAUACGGGAGGAAAAUAUUCAGGUCCUGGAACUAAUAAUUUCCCAUUUAGAUCAAUUGGAAGUCCAAUAUCGGGGGACAGUGAUAGCUGUUUUAUAGAGUUUUUAGGCCAUAUGAUAACGAAUUAAAGUUCGUGUUUUUUUUUUUUUAUGUUUUAGUUUUUUAUUUUUAACUAUAAAUGACUAUAUUAUACUAACUUAUUAUAAUUUUCAACUUCGCACCUAUAACUGUAGUCCUGUAGUGACCAUAUAAAAAAAUAUAUAUGCCAAUUUUUUUAAAAUAUUUUUUUCAUAAGUCUAAAAUACGAAUUGUGUACUAAGAAUAUUAUCGUCUGAUUUACUGUACCUGUCCUACGAAUUGCAGAUUUUUAAUUUAUCCGCGGUAAAUAGGUAGGCACAACUUAAUUUUCAAAUAAAAGAUUUGACUCUCAUAAAUAAAAAGCUUUGAAAAUUGUCUUUUUUUUUUUAUAAUAAAUUGAAAAAGAAACUUAACUUUUUAUUAAAAUGUAUGCAAUUUAAACUAAACGAAUAUGUUAAUAAAAUUCUUACACAGCUAGAUAUUAUAAAGCAUUAAAGCUGUGAUAUUAAAUUUUCGUCGUAGUUUGUUUCGCUCUAGACUCAUUCCGCAAAAUAUUAUUAUUAAAACGAUUUUCCGACACAAGGUUUUAAUGCGUUCAAAAACUGGCAUUCUCUGAAAUUGCUGCAAUAAUAUUACUAUACGCGUUUAUAACUAAAGCGAAAUAAUAUUGUAAUAAUAUUAUGCCCAGUAAUCAUAAUAAUUAUAAUUCGAAAUCCGCGGUUAACGAUUGUAUAGAACGAUUAUCAUCGUUAUUAUGUAAACAGAAACCCGAUAACAAUGCGAAAUUUUAAUGGUUUUAAUGUAAUGUAUAAGUUGUAACGGGUAAGUAUGCGGUAAUAAUAAUAAUAACUGACAAAUAUUAUAAUAAUUACUGAAAGUAUAAAAACAAAAAAUACGUAAAAAAAACAAAAAAAAAAAAAAAACAAAAAUAUAACGGUCUCACGUUUGAUGAGAACUAAAAAUUUUACUACAUAGGUAUAAUAUUAUGUUUUAUCGGGUUUUUACUUUCUCCUUCCGCUUUUUAGUAGUCCUAACUGUCUUCCUCGAUCUAUCUAUUACAGUUUUACACCAGACAUGGUGUACUUACCUCAUACCUGUACCUACCGGAAUAUUAAAAUGUGCAUUACAGACAUUAUAGACACCAUUGCGAACCGUCUGUAGAUUGUUUCAAAACGAAUAAUAAUAAUUUGUAAAUUUAUGAAACAAAAAAAACUAAAUAUUAUUCUCACUUUCUCUGCACACAGGACAUUGCGUGCCCUUUUUUUUUUCACCCGUACCAUAUUAUUAUCUUGUAUGGUUCUUGUGGACGCACUCGAUUGAUAACACAUAUUAUUUUAAUAUUACGACGGAAAUAAUAAUAUUUACGAUUCAUUUAUAUGGCAAUACCAAUAUACACGGUUAGCUCAGAUGCUGCCAUACUGAACAAUAAUAGUGUGAUGAAAGAAAAAAAACAAACAAACAAGAAUUACAAGCUAACGUUUGGUUUUUUUUUUUUUUUCAGAUCGGGUGGAAUCCGAUAAUGGGCCCGAACCACGGUGUUCCUUUAUUAGCCAUAAUAGUCGUCGUCAUAGCCAUCACAUCACCUAUUGCCACAAUUAACGGUAAGUAAAAUAAGUAUAAUGUUAUAUUUAUGUAAUUAUUUAAUCUUAAUCUCUAUCACGAAUAAAAAAAAAAAAUAACAAAUAUCGUGACUCUGGAUUUUCGAUGUUUGUAUAAGAAUGUAUAAACGUAGAUUUGAGUGAAAAAUUUGAAAUCACGUAAAACCAAAAAAAAAAAACCCCCUUUUAAAUGACAAACGGCUUUUAAAUAACUCAAUAAACGUCAGAAAAUUACACCGCGUUUAGAAAAUGCUAAUACAAGCAUUCGGCUCUACAAUCAUUUUUCACAAUAUUUUAUAAUUUUUGUACAAUAGGGAAAUAUUUUAAAAAAUUACUAUAAUAAUUAUACCGGGCGAAUCAGUAUGAAUUGAUAAAAUAUUACUUUCAUUUCCAAUAUAUUUAAGUUCAAAAUAGCUAUUUUUUCAACUAGGUUUUUAGAAAAUGUUUUAUGCUUAAAAAUUGUAUGUACUCGUAUAUGUAAGAUAUUAAUAUGUUUGUUUUCAACGAUUUUUUGUUUUUUGUUCUGUUGAAAUUAUUGUAUGCACGUGAGGAUAUUGAUUUUGAUUGCAUUAAUGACUGCAGUCUGAUAUCAUUUUUUUCUACAUUCCAUGAUUAUACAAUACAUUUGAAAUGGUUCACAUUAGCUAUUAUUGGUUUGAGAAUUGUAAUAUCAUAAGUGUUUUUUCCGUCUGUUUUUGACUAUAGAAGAAAUAGGUACAUUUGAAACAGUAGAUAUUCUGAUAAUAAUAUUGUUUCACCAAGUGUUGAAAAAAAAUGGUUAAAUCGUUCAAUAAUAAUAUGAAGUUACCAUCGGAUUAUUUUUACAUUUUAUCGAAAUUCUAACACUGUAGUUUUGUGAUGAGGCAUUAGCACUGCACAUUUUAGUGUGGAGAAUUAUUUCCUGAAGACAUCAAGUAGUAGUUUAAUUUAGUUCCGAUGUUACACCGAUGAAUUUAAUAAUUUAAGUAUAGUCGUUCACUCGUUGCAUUAAUCUAUUUUAUGUUUAAUUUUUGUACAGAGGUUUACAGAGGAUGAUGAGUUUGAGAGGAAAAGUAAUAUAAUAAUAAUAAUAAUAAUAAUGAAAUCGCGGACGAAUAUAAUUAUCCAAAUUUUAAACUGAACGUAGCAAAACAGAAAAAAAAAAUUAUUAUUCCAAAACUUUUAAUUUUAUCAUAAUAAAUAAUCGUAACAACUUUAUUUGAUUUUAGUUUAUACCGAGCGAAGAAGUGUGUAUAAUUUAUUAUAGUUUACAAUGAUAAUGUGUUCGGUACGUUAUCUUUAUUUAUUUUUUUUUUAUCCCUAAGCAAUAAAUAAUAUUAUGCAAAACGAGAUUUACUCGGCUGCUUUAUAUAAAAAAUAAAAUCCUUAAUAAUAAACACAUAAAAGGUUCGCAGGUUUUUUUUAGGAAUUUCUUCCAAAUAUUAUAUUGUAGGAUAUCGUUUACAUUUCAAUUUCGAGCAGCUCAACAAACGAGCAGAUUCAUUUUUAAAGUGAAUUUCGUUUGUAUUAUAAAAAGUUCAGUGCCGAGACGAUUUGAAAUAGAAUACCCCUGCUGCAGUCUUCUUUUCGCUUUUGUCUGUUAAAACGUUAGUGAACGGUUUUCCGUGUAUUUACCCAAAACACUCUGAAUUAAAUUUCGUUCACGUUUUCCUCUUUAUAUAAUAUAACCCACCGUAAUUUGUUUUACCAUUUGUUUUUGUUGGUCGUUUAUUGACGUAAUACGUUUCCAUUAAUUAAUCUAUUAAAAAAUAUUACAUUUUAAAGUUAACCGUAUUAUUUUACAAUCUGAUUAUAGCGAAGAAGCUAGUUUUAAUAAGAUGUGUUUUCUUUCUCACUAAGAAACAAUUUGUUGAUAAUAAUGAUCCGAUUUUUUCAUGUUGUACUUCAAAAAUGCAGACUUUCCGCUCGAUAAAAAUUUUAUAUCAUGAAUGAUUUUUCGAAAUCUAUAAAACUUUUUUUCAAAGGAAAAAAAAACACGCCUUAUACUAUAACCUUACACCAGUCUACCGAGCUCCGCUUAUUACAGUUUUUUGAUUGCAUUCGUUGAUUUCAUUGGGUAUAUAUUAUGAACUAAAUUAUCCUAUCUAACUGUGUAUCCGCAGAGGCCAGAGAUUAGUAAUGAUUACAAACGGGUCAAAUAAUGUCAUUAAUUAUUUCGCAUUAUAUAUUAUUAUAAUAAACGUGCAUGUAGGUACCUCCUACCCACCUACUCUAUAAAAUAACGACGUCUCGUUUUUAAUAUAAUAAUAUCGACGACACGUUGACUUCGGAUCCCUAUUUAUGGCCGGUACACGUUUUUUGAGUUUUAAAGAUUUAUUACCUUCGCUGGAGUGUUUAUUUAGCGUUAUUUUUCCUCACGUAUUUCGUUCACUAUCGUGCAUAGAUAAUGUUCCCUUGAACACGCUGCAGAAAUCAUUAUUGUAUAGGCGUAUAGUUUAUUCAAAUAUUUUGAAAUACAAAUACACGCGAGAUAAAUAUAUAAUAAGUAUGUACCUAUUGAAAAACGCGUUGUUUACACGUGUCGAAACAGUUCUUUUUGUCGUUGUAUUUAAAUUAUUAUUAUACAUAUCGAGUUAGCUAUGCAAUUCAAUAAUUUGAAAUGCGGCAAAGUUACAUUUGUAUAGUGUCUUAUACGCAUACAGGCAACAUUAUAUCAUUAUAAUAUUAUAUAUCGGCCCGUACGGUAUAUUGUACACGCAGGGUCACUGUAUAAUUUUGUGUUACAAAAUUUAAGGAAUUUCAUAAAAAUAAAUAUCUAGAUUAAUCCUUGUUGUGUAUUGUAUCCACAAUAUUUUAAUUUAUAAUCGUGUACCUACCGGCAGUACGACACACGGAGGUAUAAUUUACCAUAACUAUACCUACAUGUAAUACGGGCGGACACAGUGUUUUGAAAACGUAGAUAUGUUUAAAAGGGAACGAUAUUUCCGAAACAUUCGCGAUUAAUGUUUAAUGUAAUAUUUUACUUUUAAUAAACGUACGUUUUUUUCGAUUGAACGGGUUUGUACAGCAAUAACCCGGACGGUUUUAAUACACUUUAUUGGCGAAAUAUUCACGUUUCGAUUAUUCCCUGAUAGAGAUUAAUAUUACACUCGUAAUUUUUGUUCAACAACGACGAAUCAGAUGUCCGUGCAGAAGUUGUUUCGCGCCGGGCAACUAUUGAAAAACUAAUAGAUAAUUAAUAAAGUUAAAAUAAUAGAAAGUAAAAUAUGUACAUAAAACACACUGUAUUUUUAAAUAAAUUAUAAAUCGUAGUAUUUUCUGGUAUCGUUAUGGUUCGUUGUUUGUGUAUCAUAGAAGUGUCAAUAAGUGAAACGAGUGUCAUAGAAAAGUUAUGAAGGACAAUAGUAUUAUAGAAGUUAUAAUACGUGUUUAGAGCUGUAAGGGUUUUUUUUUUUUUACGAGACAAUUCCAAAGUUUUCUUAUUGUUUUUUCUACGAAAUCUUUGGCAAAAUUACUUCAUACAUUUUUAAUUUAAAUUUCAAUAAAUAUGGUUUUUAAUAUAAUAUAUAUUAUGCAAAUAAUUAUUGCCACUGUAUAAAUGCAAUAAAUGCAUAUUUAAUUAUUAUAUAGGUACUUCAAUAACAAUAUUAUACCUUUAACUUUUAAGAGUUUAAAAAUUUUGUGUAUACUUUCUGAACAAUUUUGAAUAAAAAAGUUCUUAAAUAAUUAUCAAUUAAUGAGCUCAAUGUCACGAUUGGUGUACUAUUAUUAAAGUUUUUGGCCGUAAUACCGUCAAAAUUCAUUUUAUUUUUUCCAAUUAUCACGAAACUGGGACUGGAACUGGAAAAACAAAUGGUUUUCCGUCGAAUAGUAUUACUCACAUAAAUAAUUUAAAUAUAAAAUUUCGGUAUUCCAUAAUAAUACAUUGGUAACCUAACCUAACCCUAUAUUGUUUUUGUUACAUGGUUUAAUCAUUACUUUUAAUGAUUUCAUGUAAUAUAAUUGAAACAUUGAAAAAGUAAAGGGCCGCCCAUCUACGUGUUUUUGAAAAGAACGUAUUUUUUUUAAACAAACAAAUAAAAAAAAAUCCAGAGUACUAUUUUAAUAUGAAAAAAACCUCAUCAGUUGUAUGGAAACGAAAUGAAAAAUAAAUAAUAUUUUUUGUUGAGAUGAAAUUUUUCUUCUCUUAUUUUUAAUUUCUACAGUCAAAUAAAAAAACACGACAUUUGGGUCCUUAUUUUUUAAUCAGUUUUCAAUACAAGUUCAAUUUAGGGGGCCAAUCUCCUUUUAAAAUACUUCUUUAGCCCCCGAAAUGAUGGCAAGAUGUUUCUUACAAAACUCACUUUUUGUGAGUUAUGUAGUACACGCAAAUUAGAACAGCAAAGGUUUUCAAUGGGCCAGGUUUUACAUAUCGGGGGAUGGGCAUGUUUGGGUUUAAAAAUAUCGGCCCAUGCAGAGCUCUAGUGGACUAGAACUUCACAUGUUAUUUAUAACAUAACUACGUGUUUUACAAAAAAUAAGGUUAGAAAUUCAAGAACCGUGCUACGUUUUAGUGUGCUAGUUCUGAGCGGCGGAGAAAUAAUCGUAAUACAAGAAUAAAAUGUAACAUACAAAUCAGAAAAAAAUGUGUUUGAAGGUAAGCUGGACGGAGGUUUGGGGGGGGGGGGAGUGAUAAAAUCUUAAUUUUCGCCUAUAGCGUUUCAUAUAUUUAAAUGGACCGCGUUCGACAAUAUCGAGUAUAGGUAAUUGAUUGAUGAGCAGGUACACCGAAACCUCGGGUCGUUUUAAUUUCACGAUUCGGUAUAUUUACGAAUCAAUUAUAGGCGAGUGCGUAUAGUGAAUAAUAUACUAUGGUUAUUUCUGCGGACGUUCCGGUUUCAAUGUAUGUGUGGUAACAGUUCGCACGCUGUGGCUGUAUUUAAAAAGCAAAAAAUAAAUUCAGUAAUUUAAAACGCGUUGGUUCCUAUUUUUUUUUUUUAUUAUUUAUUUAUUUUAUUUUAUUAUUUUUUUUUUUUGCUAAAUUAAACGUUGAAAAUCAUCUGUGCGCGGCGGCAAUGAGGUUUAAUUGUCCGGCGACGACGUUUAGUUGUGCGGCGCGCAUCCGUCUCCGACCCAGAUCGUAAUACGCAUAAUAAUAAUAUUAUUAUUACACCCGGCGUCGUAUAAUUUCUAGGUUAGCGCGCAGUCCGUGCCGUCGUCAUCAGGCCGUAACCGGGUGACCAAUACCAUACCAUACCAUCAUCGUCCGCGUGCAUCCACUUACCUUUUGCAUACACGGUGUUGCGGAUAAAACACAAUUAUAUUAUUAUGCGGCGUACACAAUAUAUCACACACGGUGUUAAUCGAUUCACCGUGUCUAAUAAUGUGUAGACGGAUCUGUGUGCGCGGGAAUUCGGUCAGACCGUAAUGAAAUCAUGUCUCGCAAUGGACCGCAAUGACGCCGCGUGCGUCCAGCACAAUAAUACUACCGUACGGGAAAAGGAAAUUCAAAAGACAAAGACGUUUAUGGAUAGGCAGGCAGGCGUUAUAGAUUUUCGAUUAUCCGUGUAAUAUAUUACAGGUAUUAUAUCGGCGGAAAAAUUGUCCCGAACCGUCGACGAUUCCGCAUUCCGUUAGUUUUCGGUGCCGAAUCGCGUGCGUAUUGAUCGCGUUAAAUACCGCGCACGUGGACAAAACGGCGAUAAAUCACCGCCUAUUUGGAUUGCCUGUUAUCGUUUUGCUGUGCCCCGUGGCUAUUACAAUAAUAUAAUAUACGUACGUUUUAUAUACGAGCUCUGGAACUUUUGCUCUCCCACAAUAAUAAUAGCUCUAUUGAAAACGAACCGAUGUCGUUUUAAUCGCGCGGCACAGCAUACACGUGUAGCACGUUUCUGUUUUACAUCGACCAAGAGUCUUAGAUAUUUUUGUUCUUGGUUUUUAACUUAGUUUCAACAUGCGAUACGCGAUUCUUCUUUUUUUUUUUUAAUUUUGAUUAAAAAUAUUGUUUCGAUUAUUAACAUCGUUUAGGGGGCCGCGGACCGCGGUUCAAAUGUCUACAGCUUACAGUUGUCCCGUACGCGGCUUUUUCCGUGCACAGUAUAAUUGGACGGCGAAAAAAAUUCAACCGUAGAUACCUUCCCAUCGCUAUCGCAUUUAUCCGUGGCUAUUUUAUAAUAAUUUUACCAAAAACCUUUCGUGGUUCCGAGGUGCAAACGCACCCGUUCGUCCGCUUUUGUAUGCGAUUUUUCAGAUCUUUGCGGCGUGCGAUAGAUUCGGCCGUGGAAAGCGACACAGACAGACAGACAAACAAACAGACGCUUUUUAUUGAUACAGAUAAAAUGUUUAACCGAACUAAUAAUACGUUCAGAAUAGGUUUUUUUUUUUUUUUAUGGAAUAGUUUUAUUUCACAUUCUAUCGCGUAAUACAAUUAUUAUUACCUAUUAUUAGCCGUGUACAUAAUGAUACCAUUAACGAAAAUCGUGCGGCCGCCGCCGGGCUCCUCGAUCGUAAUAAUUAUUUUCAUUGUAUACAUAUCAUAUCUGGCACGUCGACCAAUCGUAUUAAUAAUAAUAUAUGUUAUAUUAUAGUGAACCAUCAGCUCUUAAUGAAAACCUUUAUAAAUAAUACUCCGUGCUCACAUAUUAUACGCAUUCUGUGUUUUUCUUUUGCUUUCCAUGACAAUUUACGUAGGCAAAAACUACUUUCAAUUUCAGUUAACACUCUGCCGCUGUUCCCUAUAUAUUUGUUCCGUACAAUGGUCCGUUCAUAUAUUUCGUCAAAUAUAAUUACAUUUUUUUUUUUUUUUUUUUUUUUUUUUUUAUUCUCUCUCUGGAAUAUUAAAGACGUUUUUUUCCCCUACAGAAAUACAAUGUGUUACGGAAUAUAAUAUAAUAAAAAGUCUAUCUAUCUUAUAAUAAUAUAUUACCGGUGGGUAUAGCACGAAAUGUAUUAAUAACAAACAAUUUAAUUAAAAAAAAAAAAACAUCAAAAAAUCGACAGAGACAACGACGCAAUUAACUAAAUUAGUUGAUAAAUAUUGUAUAUUAUGUGUAUAAACAGUAUAUAUAUAAUGAAAAUUACGGACUUCCAAGGAAAAUAUUAUAUAUUUUUUUUUUUUUUUUUUUCCCCCAAUUGGAAAAUGUAUUGCCUAUAGAAGGUGUAAUAUUAUCUUAACGGAAAUUUCGUCUGUUACGAUUUAAUAUAUUCUAAUGGUUUAUCAGGAAAUCGUCAUUAAAUAAAGCAUUGUUUUCGUUACUAUGACGUGUGUUGUAACGUACGUAUUCAAAAUAUUUUUACACGUUUUAUUUUUAAAUCCCGAGUGCAGCAAAGAAAACCUGUAUUACAAUAAUUUGACUACAAUUUAUUCGGUUAGUAAAACCGCUUCAAAUUGAUGACGUUUUACCUUAAAUGGUGCUGGUUUUUCGCGCGGCGGUACUUACAAUUUUGAACAAUUUGUCUAGAUUCUCAAUAGUUUUCUUAAAAAUGCAAAAACAUUGACACCAAUUGGCGACCAAUUAUAUGUAUUGUAUAUAUUUGUUGAUUUCUUGGUUAACCCUAGGUAACGCGCGAGGUGCUACGGGGCUACGAGGGAGAAAAUCAUAAUAUUAUCCAUAGUAGCGUUAUAUUACCUAACCAGUGUUCCAAGCUCCGUUCAGAAUAGUUUUUUCGAUUGCAGUGAUUUGUGUUUAAUCUUAGUCCGUAGUACUACAUUAUCUGCUCUAUAUCUGUCCUAUAUCAACCUAACUUUCCAUCGACCUCUGGUGCGAAUUAUGUUUAGCUUCUUAUAAUAAUUUUUACGGUGAAAAUGAUAAUUGUAUGAAACUUUGAAGUAAUAUUCGGUAAUAUAAUAGUUUAUAUUACAAAUUAAAAUUACUAUUUUGGUAAUUUUUAUGCUAUGCAUACCCUUUUUUCGUAAAAACCAAUAACUACAUACAAUAUUCAUGAACGAUUGGGAAAAUACAAAACUAAUCAAUAAAGUUGUGUUUAAUCUUAGUUAAAAAUGUUACUUAACACUUAAAAUGAUUUGAUGAAUGAUUUAUGUAGACAUUUAAAACUUGUUAAUUUAUUCCAAAAAUAUUAUUUUUAGUAUUUUUUGAAUAGAAUCAACAAUUAUAUUUUAUAUAAUCAGACAACUACGGGUAAAACAUAUCAUUUCAUGCUUUUUUUUUUUAUAAAAAUCUUAUACAUUGUAUACUUUAUACAAUGGUACAAUAAUUCAAUCUCGUUUAUAAUAAAUACACAUUUGGUUAAAUAAGGUAAUUUCACAAAUAGGUAAUGGUUCAAAGUAUAAUCGUACAAUGUAUUAUUAUUGUAUUUAUCAGUCCAAGAAUGUUUUGCAUAAUACGCGCGUUAUGCAAAAAGGGUACCUACAUUAUAUUAUACAUUAUUUGACUUUUACAUUGAUCUGCACCCGCGUCUGCAACCUUCCUUGAUAAUCGUUUUAAUGGAUUAACUGAAUUACAAUUUUAAUACAUUUUUGUCCUUAAAACGUUUCUGACAAUUACAAUUACAAGGGUGACCUGAUUUUUAGAUUCAGGGCGUAUUUUUCGUUCAAACCAGAAAAAACAACACUUCGUAGAGUAUGGAUUUUGAUAGUUUUUGAUUUUUCUUUUUGGAAAGAGAAAUAAUUUUUCAGGGCACAUUGGACUUGGAUUUUGAAAAUUAUAUUUCUGACAGUUACAACGCUAUAGUUUUGAAUACAUAUGACAAAUUGUCACUAUUUUUUUUUGUGAUUCCCAAUUACUUACUUAACUAUUGCAAACUGUAAGAAUUGAUCCUCGUUCAACCAGAAAAAAUAUAAUCGAAAUCUGAACACUCUAUAAAGCAUGAGAGUUCUUACUGUAAACCGUAUUUGGAGCAAAAUAAAACAGAUCACGCCCUUAGUAUAUAAGUUAAUCUGAUUGAACUAUUUGUUACGAACUGUUAAGACUUGUUAGCUGUAAAUUUUAGCAAUUUAUCUGUAUCCGGUUCCACUUGCCUUUUAUCGUCACUUGAUCUUUCCUUUCCAGCAGCUCUGACUUGCUGGAAACUUACAAUGCAUCAGUUAUGAAAUAGGUUCUUUUUUGCGCCAGCCCAAGCGAGUCUUCAUUAUUUUAUUUCGCUCACUAUAAUAUUACCUAAUAAUAUUAAUAAUAAUAAUUUUAAUUUAUUAUUUCCUCCAGAAAACUGACAUUUAGGCGGACAAACAAGAAACAAUUUUUGUUGGGAUCUAGCGAAUAAAAAUAUAUAUUACACCGUAACCUCUUGUUUGAGUUCAAAAAAAGGUGAAUUAUUCUGAAAAAAAAUUCAAUGUAUUUUAUCAAAUUUAGAACGCGAAGAAAGGCUUUGAAGAUUAAAAUUACGUUGGAAGUUUUCAUUGUUAAAAGUAUUCUUGUACCUACUGAAUUUUAUUGUUCACGGAUGCGGUCGCUGAUACGUGAAAUAUAGAUCGUGUAUAACGAUGUAUAAACGUUUCACCGAUCACGAAGAAAAGUAAAGAUUCUUUAGGAAAAAAAAAAAAAUAAUAGAAAUCAUCAAAACAGGCAGGUACUGAAAUAUUACAUUAUAUAUCUUUACGUACGCGCGAAACAAACGUUAAAUUUUCAAAAUAAAGUGAACUUUUAAUUUGCAACAAAUAAUUAUGGUUUAAGUAUUUUAAAACCGACAUAAUUGUAUGUACAAUAACGCUCGGUUCCGUUUUGCACGAUAAUAUUUCGAAAGAAAUUUCAGUCGUAAAGCAAAAAUUUUAAAGGUAGUUUUUCGUGAAUAACGAAACGUAAUAUUUCCGCUGCUUUCAGUCCACUAACCGUUACCCGGAUCGCCAUAAUAAUAUAUACUACAUACUAUAAUAAUAAGAAUAUUGAAGUUCUGUACAAAUAUAUUGUGUAGGACGGAUUAAAUUUCGGUCGCGGCAUUACAUCUACGCGAACGAACACUGUAACGCGCAACUAUAUAUUGUGCUAAUAUUGCAUUUUCCAGAGUAGUUUUGUAUACGAAAAACCGUCCGAUGUAUUUGAUUCCGACGAAUUCUCGGCGAACGCGUAUUUCUCUCCGUGCGGUAGACUGUAAAAAAUACGCAGAGCAGAAUAACGCGAACGCGGUCGUGAGAAUGCGGGGAACGCCCGCGAAAAGCAGACGGUAUGGACGCGAUUGAAUGGCCAGGGCCAGGAUACAGUCGCGGGGUUCGCGUACGUGAUUCGGGAUCUUGGCGAAUAGUCGUAGAAAAGCCGAGAGGGAGACGAAAAAAAAAAUAGCUAUAGCGGCUGUUUAAUAGUGCAUAGUCAUGCGUAGGUAUUACUAUUAUGUUACACAAAGACGAAAAGCUUUUAUCGUGCGGCGGAAUUUCUGGACAGCGAAGUCUGCGGAAUCUCGAUCUGUAUUUAGCGCCGCGGACGUGUAAUCCGACGGUUGCACGUCAUCGAUAUCGGCGGGAAAAAAAAAAAAAAUUCGGGAAAUCGUUUGGUCGGAACUGUAUGUUCGGAAAAAUAUUUCCUUCGCGGAACGCGUAAUAAUCCGGAAAUUAAUCAUUGGUUUCUAAAAUGUAUUUUUCGCUCCGUCAAGUAGACGUUUUCAAAUCGCAUUCGCCCGCCUGUGACCUACCCUGAUUUUCCAAUACAAAUCGAUGGUUUGUUGUUUUUUUAAAAUUGAAAUUUUCACACGAGCUGGCACAAACAGGCGAGCGGUGGUGACCGAAGUCCCGCCAGACGAAGCAAUCGAUGGCGAUUUUAGCCUGAGAACCAUUGGUUUUCACCAUAUUUCCCUGUUUUCGCGUGCCAUUAUUUCAUCGAUUUGUACAGCUCCCCGGAAAGCCAAAGGGGAUAAACAAGACGUUACGACUGCAAGAGUAAUGCACGGUUAUUUUGUAUUUAUUUUUACUUUUUGUGUAUAAUAUGACACGAAAAGAAAGAAUAAAAAAAAAAAAACCGCAACAAUAGUCGUAGGUUUGACGUAAUAACCGGUCCACGGACGAUUUCCGAUUGUAAAUACUCGUGUUUUUUUUUUUUUUUCUACACAAAUACCUACCUAUAUAACAUUAUAUACCAACACUGUCGUGCAGUGACAAAUAAUAACAUGGGUAUUAUUUUAGGUACCUACAUAAUAAGUCGGGGGGGGACACGCGAAUUUUCCGAUUGAUUGCGGAUAAAACCGCGAUGGAGAUGGAACGCGGGAAAUACGGUUUGUCAUAAUAAUAUAUACGAGUACGGCACGUGACUCGUCGAGUUUUCAUCGAUUGUAAAACACACACACACACACACACACACACAUACACAAAGGUAGACAGUCAGACAUUUUCUCAUUCGUCCUUCUCGCGUACACUGGAUAAUAAUAAUGAUAAUUUGAUAAUAUAAUAUGAUAUGAUACGCAAAAUUAUUGAUAUUCAGAAUACGAUACACGAUAGUUAUUAUUUAUUUUUCUUCGCCGCGUAAUCUCCUCCCGUGCUCGGCAUUAGGCGUACGUUAUUAUAUCAUUGAUAGGAAAAUAUUUCGUUUUUAUCCGGGUGAAAGCGACUGAGCGAUUUUUCGAUGACGGGACGUUCGGAGUUCAGAAAUCGUCGGAAGUCUUCCGGAGGAGUAAUAGCUGUUUGGGAGCCGGGAUUUCAGAUGUUGCAUUUUCCGUUGUUUUCCAAAGCUUGACUGUGCGAUACUAUACGUGCGAUUUGAAUGAAAACCGGAUUUUUUUUUUUCCAUUUUUUUGAAUUUUUAAGUAAUUUUAUUAGUUUUUCAAAGCAUUUUAUGGAUUUUUAAAUUCGGAUUUUAAAUUUAUUUUUAAGAUUUGUGCGCAUAAACUAAAUUUAACGACUCGUAUUACAUCACAAUAUUGGACGACACGCAAAGUAUAACGUCGAAACACAGAUACCGAAUGAUUUGUUUGUUUCGUUACAAAUUGGUUUCGUGUAAUUUUCAAUGAUAAUAAGACAUUUUGUUUGGCAUUUUUUGAUAAAGUUUGAUUUUUAAGUGUUUUUUUUCAUGACAAUUUCGGAGUUAUACGAGAUUUACUAUAUUGCUACAUUAAUAACUAUAUAGGACGAAAUCUGUUCCCGUAUAUGUUGAUCUAUAUUUUCAAGUUUAAAUCUCUAGAAAUUGUAUAAAUUAAGCAGGGUUCCAGUGGAAAAAUAAUAAAUAUACGUGAGGGUUCGGUUACCUUUGGUAUUAAUGAAUGUGAAAAUAAUAUUGGUGGAUUGAGAAAAUGCUAUGAAAGUUGUGGGUUUUCGGUCGAAAUCCCGGAGUUUGAGCUACAGCCGUGUUAGUUUUUGAUUUCUUCCAGAUAACUAUACCUUUUUAAAUUUCGUUACAUUAACGGCAAUACCGGGAUCUACAUUUUCAUAAUUUUUCAACAAAAAACUCAAUACAUUUUGUAACUACACUAUGUAAUAGAUACAUUGCAUCACUAUUGUCAAAAUCGAAGGGAAAAUAUUGAUUUAAUCAACAAGUAUAAUAAUGAUAGAUAAAAUCAAGCGCAAGGAAAUUAAAAUGUAUAAUUUUGCUACUAAAACCGAUUUUCGAACAAUUUUUAGAUACGAGGUAUAUUGCCAUUAGUGUUACGAUUUUUUGUUAUACCCACGUUUAAAAUGCGUAAUAACGCUGCAGCCACCACGGUUUUAAUUGUAUUUCGAAGUCACGUAAUUUCGCGUCCUCUUAAUAAAAUCAAUUAAUAUUACACGUUAAAUAAUCGUUUAUUUUGGUUCGAGGGGAUUUCGUCCGUUUCCCGUGCGGCGUUGACGGCGGCGUACAGUUGCGCAACGCGCCGUGUGUAAUUGAAUAUCCGAAAAUCGAGCCGAGAACAACAGAGAAAAAAAAAAACAAAUUCUGGCGCGCGCCGAGUGCGGGCACAAAAAAUAAACAAAUUGUUCAGUGACGAUAACGCGUGACAAAAACACGUGCUCUACAGUCAAGCGUCGUGCCCGUCUAAAACGCUUGCUGUAUACACCGGUGGUAGGUAACUAUAUACACAGUGUCACCCAUUAUAAUAUCGCAUUACCCAUUAAAAAAUGCUAACGAAAAGCAUUCAAUUUUUAAAGCUUUCUCUGUUUUGGAAAUUCGAGAAACGAGUAGCUCUUAUUUUCGGGGGCGAAACAACCAUUAUUAUUAUUUUUAUAUUCAAAUGGAAACCUAUACUGUAAAUUCCAUAAAUAGAUUGGGAGUAUUAGUAGGUUUAAAAACAUUUUAGCGUUGAACGUUUCCAUCAAACGAAAAAUCAAAAUCAUGGGUUCGCCCUACCCCCCGAAAACAAGGACAACCAAAAAUGACGGUAAUGUAACGUUUUAUCGACCGAUCGUUUCUUUAAUUGUCAAAAAAAAAAAAAAAAUAAUAAAAAAUUGAAUACUUUCCGAGAUAUUGAAAUAGGUAUUAUAUUAUUAUGUUCGCGGGACGCCCCGGACAGUCGAGCGGGGUAUAGGCGGGAAUUAUGGGCACAUACCUACCUCACGUCCUCACCUACUAUCAAACACCGAUUAUCACGCGUCGUUUUGCCGUUAGCCUAUAUAAUAGCUAUAACAGUGCGUACACGACGGAAAUCGGAAUAUUGCGCAACGUGAGAAAAAAAAAUAAAUAAAAAACCCGUAAAAAACGUACGAGAAAAAAAAAAACGUACAGAAAUCGGAAGAAAAAAAAAAAACGGCGGCGGGCGAUGCGCGCCGUCGCCCGAACAAGACGCGUGUGUGUGCGUGCGCGAAUAUCAAUCAAAUGGGUGUCGACGACGAUCGAACUCAACGACGUCGCGCAAUGUGUGCCGCCGUUUCCACCCGACGACGACGACGACGACGUAAUAUUAUUAUUAUUAAAAUUUUUUAGGCAUUCGGUUUUUAAUUUCACGCGCGUUCUCAAUGGUUUUUGUUUUGUUUUUUUUUUUUUUUUCUCACAUACACACUGCCGCAACGGCGCAUUGUCGUCGUCGUCGUCGUCUCACGCGCUAUGCGUGCGACGCGACACGGUCCCCGCGAAAACAACACGAUUGUCUUCGCCCGCGCGACGACGGCGGUAUAAUAACAGUAUAAUAAUAAUAAUAAUAAUAAUAAUAACAACACGAAUAACGCGCGAUAAUAAUAUAAUAAUAUGUGAUAAUAAUAACACGAAUAAUGGUAUUAUUGUUAUUAUAAAACACGGUCCGACGGCGGCACCUAUACAUAAUGGGCGUGUAUAGAAACCGAGUGCAGUGCGCGCGUGUGGCGCGCGCGAGUGUGGCGCCGGUGGCGUAUUCGUCUAUUAUUAUUUCGCGCGCGUUACGCGAUGUUAUUGAUUUACAAAACAAAACGGCAAAAUGUCUCGGCCGCCUCCGUCGCCGUUACCGCCGCGUAACCGAGAUAGCCGCAGCUCCCGGGACGGUGUUUUUUUUUUUUUUUUUUUUUUUUGGCAGAUUUUCUUUAUGUCCGUUCCCCUGCAGUCGAACGCUCGCGACGCUCAUGCCGAUUUCGUACAUGGCCACACCCGAUUCGCCGCUCCGCUUUGUGCGCCGUCGGAUUUAAAUGCUCCCUAGAAAAAAAAAUAAAAAAUUUACCCGUGAGCAGCAUAAUAUGGUUUCGUCACGAAUAUAGUCGAAUUUCCCCCCCUCCCUCUCCCGCCUAUUUUAUAUUAUAGAAAUAUUCACUGAAAAACUAUAAUCAAUGCCAUACGAUAAUAAUUACACACAAACAUCCAAAAUAACGGUGAAAUUUGAGUAUACACAGCCUGUCCCACGAAUCCUGUCCCUUGAAUAUCUCCGAAGAUAAUGAAGAUGACAUCGGUUCUUAUACGGAUUAGUAGAAUUUAAAAUUCUGGUCGUUACCCAGAAACUAUUCAUCGGAUGUGUUAUUCAUUAAAAUUUUUAGAAAAAUAACCUUUACAGAAUGGCUGUCUUAAAAUUUUCCGAAAAUAAUAAAAUAAAAAGUUAUUUUUUAAAUUUUUUUAAUAAUAAAAAAAAUUAAUUCAAAUAUAAAAUAUAUUUGUAGUCCUCUCCCUAUGAGUAAUAUGAAAAAUGGAAUUUGGUUUUUUUUAUUAACACCGGAGAUAUUCAGGGGAUAUAUCUACCGUGGGACAGCCUGUGUAAAUGGUACGGGGGGGUUAAAAGUUUAAAUCCUCAAAAGUUACACGGUACUAAAUGCACUGAUACUAUAACUCGUUGCACAUACAAAAAUGAAUCACUUUCGCUUUAUUCAGAGUAUUCAUAGGUAAUCCUCCUCCAACAAAAAUUUGCUGCUGGUGAAAUUCAUAUUGAAACUCAACUUUUAUUACUUAAUUACGCUUACAAAACAAGUCUAAUUCCCGAGUUUAUGCUCAUAUUUAGAAAAGUUAAAUAAAAAUACAUUUUUUUGUUGAUAUUUAUUUAAACUAAAAUUUCAUCUAUUUAUGGAAUUUCGUGUAUACAAUUGUGUUUGAAAAUCAAAAAGCGUUGUGGGUACUUUCAAAAUUAAGGAAAACAAAAAAAUAGCGGUAUUGUAACAUUUUGGAAAGCCUUGUUUCUUAAAUUUUUAAAAAAAAAAUUCCGAAAAAAGUUAACACUUUCAAGUUUCUGAGACAAUGAGUCUUAUGGUUAUGUUAUUUCCCGCUUGUAAAUAACGGACACAAUAAAGUAUAUUAAUAGUCUCUAUUUUUGGGGAGAAAAUUUGUCAAAAAUGCGUAAGGCCGGGGCAACACUUUGUCAGUUUUUAAUCUAUUUGUUCUUUCGAAAAUAGAUCCGUUACCAUCGGAUUGUGAACGUUUUAUACAGGCCUAAUCGUCCGCGUUUCUGGGGUUUUAUCGGAUAUUUCGAUGACCUUGCAAUAAAUAUAGGAUUUUGUGUAAACUGAAAGUUUUUACGCACAUAAACUUAGUACUGAACGCGUCAGUAUGCCCCUAAAAAGUUGUCGAGUAUUUUCAUAUAAUAUAUAUUAAGACUUUGGACACGCUCACUGUUCGGAUAAAAUCAACAGUAAUUUUAAACCAACUCGACAUACUUCGCAGAUGUGAUGUUCAGAAGGUAUUGGAUAUAAGGUUAUGUAUUUUAUUUACUGAAAUCAUUGCAAUUAGAAAACGACUCUGAGUGUUGUUCGGUAAACUGUUUUGUUGUAGUAGUUCUGUUUUAUUUGUCUUAUUAUUUUGCAGCCAAAAUAACCCAGAAAUCAACAAAACUAAAACCAACAUGAUAUGUGUUAAUAUUUGUAAAUUAAAUACAUUAAAUGUCAAAUAUUUGUACAUUUUUGAAGAAAAACCGCUGGGAAUUCAAUAAAAAAAAACUUUAAAUUUUUUUUUAGGAUGAUAUUUGGCAUAAAUAGCCAUUAUAUCACGAUAAAUACUCUUUAAGAAGGACAACAUAGAGUUAUUUAACAUAACAUAUAAUAUUCACAUAUUAUCAGAACUUCAAAAAUUUAUAAAUUCAAAACUUAGUCAGUCCGCUUAAUUCUGACUUCACCAUCGUUCUUAAACCAGCAAUGUAUAUAUAUAAAAAAAAAAAAAAUUAUAAAAUUAGAUAUUAAAAUUCCCAUAUAAAAAAAAUACUACAUUAAACUCAAUUUUGUUUUACCACAAAGUGAAACUCUUAAUGAACCUCCUGUUAAAUUUUUAAAUAUUUCUGUUGAAGUCUAACAGUUUUACCACAGAGUAAAUAAUGCACAAAACUCUCAAAAUGAAAAUGUCUAUAAAUACCUCAAAAAUGGCUUAAAUUUUUUGAAAAUUUUACCAUAUAUAGAAAAGGCAAACAUAAAGUAAUGAGUUUUUGUCUAAACUUCAAGUCUUUACAAAUAUUUUCAACUGAAUUUUAACAAAUUUAACAAAAAUUGAAAAAUAAUAAAAACAUUAUUUUCGUAAAUUUUCUGUUUUUCUUACGUUUUAUCCUGGUUUUUCCCAGGUAUUACAAAAACCGCUUGAAAAAUCAAAAAAUGACCUCACAUAAGUACCAUUUGGACAACAUUCCCUUUCAUAAAUUAUGUCACGCGUAUAUAUCUUAACAAGAUUUCCGGUAGAAUUUUCGUCAAUAGGAUAAAAAAAAAAAAAUAGGCAUCUUAGUAAAACAAUACAUUCUUUGCUACAUCGAGAAUCUAAAACAUAAUGUGUUUAUUGACAUAAGUCUUAUAUUGCACAUCAUUGUACUGCAGUUUCUCAGGAUAGAUGACAAUUUCGUAGUUUCGCCCGUAGUGACGCCGGAGCAAACUGAUACGAUUGUAAUAUUGUUACGAUUCAGAUGACACGUAACAAUAAAAGAAAUAAUAUGGUGUAAAGUAAUUCAAAAUAUACAUCGAUGAUGUAGUUGAUUCUAUUCAGACGCCAUUUUAUUAUCUAACGUAUAAUGUGCUAAAAUGUAAACAAAAAUAACGUGGUGGAUAAACAAUAAAUUUACAAAUUAUAAAUACAAUUUGUAUGUGUCUGUUUUCGAUUUUCGGUGGAACGAGAAAUGUUUCGGUUAGAACUUUACCGUUAUUAUAUUUUAGCUUUAACAAUAAUAUUUCAUACACGAGAAAAAUUCAUUUUUUCUCCUUUUAAUUUUAAAUAGUUUUAUAAUUUAUUUUAAAUUAUAAAUACAAAAAAACCACAUAUCUUUAUUAUGAGACUCUCUUUUUUAUAAUGCUUGUCAUCUCAUAAUUUGCGAUUAUUAAUAAUAAAAGUUAAUUUGCGAUACAUUGUACAAACAGUAUAGAUUGUAAUUUUUUCAAAAUUCAAAAUAUUACUAUAUACUAUAAAACAAAUCCAAAAUGUUCCUAUGCUGUAAAUCGAUUCGUGUGAAAUAGUGGUAGAACAAAAUUAUGGAAAUUCAAUCCAAGCAUGAUAACCUUACCUAUAAUCUAAAUAUUCCAAUUCCGACGAUUUGAUGUUAUAAGAUAAGAAAAAAAAAAAUACAUAUUUGAUUAAAUACAGGGCUAUUUUAUUUGCCAAGGAUGUAACAUACGCAGUGUUAUUAUCCAAUACUAUCAUUGGCUGUUAUUUCCAUGGGGAAUAGUUUAAAAAUCAUAUUUAGAAUGGUAAAUACGAUUUUUUAUGACAUUGUUAAUGAGUUGAAUAUUUAGAGGAUUAUAAAACGCCGAAGAGACCGUCAUAGAAAUGUCAAAUCUUACAAAAUUUUAUAAUACAUACCUAUUUUUUAUAAAUAAAAUCGACUUUUUAUAAACUUUUUCACUUAUUUUACGAGAACGCAUUUUUGCUAAAUUGCCUCGCAAAAUAAUUCUCCAUAAAUAUGGAGAAUGUUACUUGUUACGGCCGUUUAAAACUGAAAAUCAUGCAGUUGAAACUUCUUUUAUAUAAGUGUAUAAUUAAUUUACUAAAAAAAAAAUUAUUAUUAAAUAUUAAAUAACGGAUAAAUGAAAGUUAAAAAAUAUAUAAUAUGUGUGUUGUUGUAUGCAAUAUAUGAUAGUACCUCUAUUCAUGUUUACAUAUUGAAAACUGUAACGUAGCCUGAGAACAUUGCAAUUACGUCGUCAUACGUAUAUAUUGUGCACAUUUUGACAGCUUACGAAACACAAUAAUUAUUUUGUGUUUGCAAAAAAACUAAAUUAAAUGUCAUAAUUUUGUAUUGUUUUCGGGGAAUAAUAAAAAGUAGAUAACAUCAAUAAGUACGUCACAUUAUUUACUCGAUAAAGAUUAAAAUGAAAUUUAAAUUGAAAAAUAUGAUUUUUAAAGCUAAGCACAAAAGAAAACGACUGGCCGCAAAUAAAUUUUUAAUAUAGUUAUACUUUUCGUCAUACUACACGUCAUGUACACAUUAAAUGAUUUUUGUAAUACUUACAUUGCGCGUAUAUUGCACAUAUUUUGUUUUUCGUUUUGGCGAUUCUAUUUUGUUUAUAAGCUAGUGGGAUUGGGAAACUUUUGGAACCGAAACCACGGAGAAAAAAAAAGAUAAGAUUAUGCCAACCCAAAACAAAACAUAACUUGGUUCAUACCUGAUAUUGCUCAAACGUAUCUAGAAGUAAUUAGACGGGUUAUACCCUCAGAAUACCUAUAACAGUUUUAGUUGGUAAAAAAAAAAAAACACCACCGCAGAUUUAGAUAAAGCAAAGAGGAAAAUAUAAAACCACACUGGGUAGAUCACAGGAUUCUAAUUUGGCGUAACGGAUCCUGUAUUUGUUAUUUUCAGUGAUCUAUGAAUUAAAUAACUAACUGUUCAGUGACGUCAAUCAAAACUUUUGUUUGAAAUUUAGAAUGGUACCAUAUUACAUAGUAUACUUUUAGCACUUAAAUAUAUUACUGAAAAUAAAAACCAUUCUUUUCUUUUUUUUUUUAUUUUUAUUUUUUUUUUUUGAUGAUCAAAUCGUUAUGUAGCUUUUAUCCUUAUCUAGAUAUUUAUUUUAGUAAUUAUCCCUUAUAAAGAUAAGAUCUUAGAUAUUAUAAUAUAUAUAUAUCGUUAUACAACGCUGAUUACUUCUCGUUUCGCACUACUGAAUAUUUUAAUUUAUUUACUAAAACUACAUUAUGUUACAACCUUACACGUCACAUAAUCACUUUAUUUUAUAACUCCCUAUUAAUACAUACACAACUAUUUACUUUUCUCCGCAAUAUCAAAAACUACACUAAACAUGUAACGAUAUAAUAUAAAACGUGCAUUUUUCUCAUUAAUAACUAUUACAUUUUACAUUCAAAACAGAGCGAUAAGAAGCCACCUAAACCUAUUGUUAUAUAAUUUGUUCUAUGAAAUCAUCUUUAGAUGUAGUAAAAAUGUUAAAGCGUUUCGUUCAGUGGAUUUUUUGGAUGAUACUUAAAUGAUAAUAUGUAAUAUUUGAACCAAUUUUGUUGCUCGCGAGUCCACUAAAAUUUACAUUUUCUAAAAUAGGAACUCCUUUAUUGACUCCAGAUUGUGUGAUUCCUAUUUGUUCAAUCAUUUUCCACGAUUACGAUUCUCUGGUUGAGUUUGAGGUAAUGGACACAUUGUAUAGGUACAUUUUAUAAAGACAAAUAUUUACUAUAGCUUCUUCGAAUCAUUCUUUUAGUAUUUUUAUUUCUUAAUAAGUUAUUAAUAGUCAAAAUUAAGUUAAAUUAAAACACGCGUUUUUGGAUAAAAAAUGAAAAUAUUUUAAAAAUCAUUCAAAGGAGUCCUAGUAAUUGUUCUUCUUUAUAAAAUGCAUACUAGGUACCUUUGCCUUAUCCUCAACCAGAGAGUCGCAAUUGUGGAAAAACAGAAUGUCUUUGUUGCUAUAUUAUAUAUGAAGCAGACAGAGAAAACAAAUAUUGUCACGAGGAUGUAAGGUUACAUAGAGUAUAUUAUGUACUUUGUAUCUACAUAUACGAGUAUAUAUAAAGAGAGAGAGAAGUUUUCCUAUUUAAAGUAAUAGAAAAGAAAUAAGUAACCUAUAUUUAUUCACGUAUAAUUAUAUUUGUACUAUUUUACUGUUAUACUGUUAAGUAUAUUUAUUUAAAAUCAGUUUGAAAUGUUUGAAAAAAAAUAUAACAUAUAAUAUUAAAAAAAAUGGUUUUGUUAAUGAAACUAAAAAUAUGUACUCAAAACAGUAAAUUUAUGUUCCAAUUUCCUAAAUAUUUCGCUCGUAUUAUAAUAAUUAUUAACAUCACAUUUUAAGUUUAAUUUAGAAAUUUAAAGAUUUUAAAAACGAUAGGGAUCUUAAUAUUUUUCAUACCUAGUAAUAAUUUAUGAAUAUUAUACUCUACUUGAUUAUUUAAUAUUCACGCAUGAGGAAUUUAUAGAGAUUAAAUCUUGAAACAUUACUUCCGCUGCAGAUAAAAAUAAAGAAAAGUAAAUAGCUGAUAAAUAACGCUGUAUUCAGUAUGAAAUUAUUUGUUUUACCAUAUUUGCGAAAUAGUAUUUGAUAAGUUAUCACCAAUUACUACGAGGUAUGGCUAUUAAAUAACGAGACUGGUUACGAAAAAGUGUUUUAUUAUAAAAGUUAUUCUACAUUCAAAUGCUCCCCUUCAAUAUACUUCCCUUCCCUCACCACACACCGUUUCAUUUGUUUCUUCCAUUGCUCGAGGCAGUGCUGGAAGUCUGUUUUCGUAAGACCAUUCAGGAGUUCCGCCGAUUUUUGUUUCACCUCUUCCAUCGACUUAAACCGGAUUCAUUUUAAGGCAGAUUUUAUCUUCGGACAAGUAAAAGUCGCAGGGUGCCAAGUCGGGUGAGUAAGACGCGUNUGUUUUUCCACAAUAUCGACCGUUUCUUACGAACUCAUUCGCGCAAUGUUGCCAAAACUGUCAAAUAGUAAUGUUGGUUCACAGUUUGACCCUCUGGAACCCAUUCAGUCAUCACGAUGCCGUUGAUAUCGAAGAAAACGGUUUUGAAUUUGGAUUACGACUGAAUUGGAUUCCGGUGCACUCUCGACCUUCAGAAAAUAAUUUAUGCCACUCAAAAACACGCGCCCGAGAUAGGAAAUCCUCACUAUAGGCCUCUUUUAACAACUUAUAGCACUCAGUUGGAGUUUUUUUUAGUUUAACGAGAAAAUUUUACGUUUAUCCGUUGCUCCUGUUUUUCGUUACACAUGGUUUUCGGCACGAGAAAAAAACACGUUCGUUUCAAACCACUACUGCACAAAUACUAUAAUUGUGACGAAAACGUGUUUUGGUACGUGCAUCGAUAAGAUAUCUAGAUACCCAACGCAUUACUCGUUUUUUUCACUAUCCAUCUAGGGCGUCCUCUUGGCAAUCAGUCUCGUUAUUUAAUAGCCACACCUCGUAUUCGUAACUUUUUUAACUCUAUUAAGUUCUCACUUGAUAGAAGUACACAUACUUUUACUGUAGGUACCCAUUUAAUUUGAUGAGAUUUAAGUAUUCAUUAAAAAUACAUUUUAUUUUGUUUAGUUAUAUGUUUAGUAUAUUUUAUUUAUUUUAACUUUUUUUCGAUUAAAUCAAUCGAUACGUUAUCUUAACAACAUAUGGAUUGAAAUUAUAAAAAAAAAAUCCACGUUUUUAUUAUAUUAUAGUAUAUUUUAUUCGCAUUUUGUUUAAGGUUGCCAAUUUUAUCCUGUCGACAAUCACUUCAGAUUCGUUAGGUUAUCGGAAACCACACAGGUCGGUUCUGAGGUGAUGCAAAUCGAGGUGCAUCCAAGGAGAAACCUCAGCUUGCAACCGACCGAGAACGUAAGUACUUAUUUAGUAUAUACAAAUAGUAGUCGAAAUUCAAACACUCAACAAUUUUCGUAUAUUAAAUGUAUUUUAAACAGCACGAUGACGUGGCGUUUUUUAAAUUCCGAACAAUCAAUCGGACGACCAUUUCGUUGAGGUUAGCUCGAUCACUGGACGAUUUAGUCGACCGGCCGAACCCUAUCGAACUUCUUAAAGUCAAAUUGGUCUGCGGAGUCGAAGACAUUUCGGUAAUUAUUCCUUUCACUUAGAAGUUGAGAUGUAUAUCUGUAUUACAGAUACAAAACUAAAAAUUGGUUUUACGCAGAUAUUAUUUUAUAUUGACAUUUUAACAUGUCAUUUAAUUUUCAGUUUAGCUCAUCGAUUGUUAUUACUGCGUAUAUUGACGAUGUGAACGAUAACAGUCCUUAUUUUAUCAACACGCCUUAUAACGCUGAAAUUUCUGAAUCAACGCCAGUCGGUAAGUAUAUAUUUUAUAACAAAAAAAUAAUUUUGAAUACAUCGAUUUCUAUUCCCACGAACCAUAAAAAGGGACUACUAUUAUACGAUCGAUAAAAGCGAUGGAUAACGACAAACCGUUUACGCCGAACUCUGACGUACGAUACUUGAUUGCCGCUUCGAAGUCACAAGCGAAAUUUUCAUUAGUAAUGGACCCUGAAGGUUUCGCGGCAAUAGUACUUAAAGAACCGCUUAACUUUGACAGUGGUGAUCGACAGUUCUUGUUGGAAGUCUACGCCAAAGACGAGGGCUCUCCAUCUAGAAACACUAGUACGGUAGUCGACGUGCGAGUGAAACGAGAUGAAUCCAGAGUGUUGAAAUUCUCUAGCGAGGUUUACCACAGUCAAUUCAAAGAACAUUUUCCAAUUACUGUAAAUUUAUAGAUAUAAUUAUAAACUGUUUACGAAACGUAAUUUUAUUUUUUAAAUAUGUAUUCUUAAUACACAUCAGGGUAAACGAAUUCUACAAGAAAUCCCAUUCAAUCCGCCGAUUCGUGCGUUUUACGAAAACGACGCGUUAAAUGCUUCCAUAAGAUAUUCGUUGGUAUCCGCAGAUCUCGGUGACGACGUAUUUCAUAUAGAUCAACUAUCCGGCAAAAUAUAUCUCAACAAAGAGAUCGACUCCGAUUCACUCCCGUCGAAUAUAUUUUUACUCAAAGUAAAUAUUAACAUAUGCUUUUACUUAUCUAGUGAAAUAAGUUAGGUAUAUUAAGAUGAAUGUAAAUAUGUAAUACCCAUAAAUUAAAUAUUUGAUAUAAUUUUGAUGAUAUGUUUUUAAAUUUAUUUGUUGUUAUAGAUUCAAGCUAUCGAUACGAAUAAUCCUUCUAAAAGAGCAUUGGCUGAAGUAGAAAUCGAAGCGAUCGAUAUAAACGAUAACCAACCGAAAUUCGAAGUCGAUUCUUACAAUGUCAGCGUGUAUGAAAAUAUUCCAAACGGCUAUAACGUGUUGAGAGUAGUCGCUACGGAUUUGGACCAAGGAGACAACGGCGAAUUCGUCUAUCAUUUAGUCGAUCCUAGUCAAGCUUUCACUAUUGACGGAAAGACCGGUUGGAUAACGGUACGGAAUCAUACAAAAUUGGACCGGGAACAAAAGUCGAGUUUUUCUCUGCGAGUUUACGCCAGGGAAAAAAUACCGUUCGUCAUACAGCAAAAGGAAACGGGGUAAGUAAAUACAAUGAAACAUAGUGGUUUUAACAUAAUUUGUUUAUAUUCAAAUGUGCCUUUCAGAGAUGCGUUUGUCAGCGUGGAAAUAACAUUACUCGAUGUUAACGAUAAUAGUCCGACAUUUGUGCCAAACAAUCAGUACAUGUUUAAAACAAGAGUUAACAGUCCAUCAGGAACUCCGAUUGGAAAGGUGUUUUUUAAUUUUUCUUUUCUUCUUGUUUUGUUAGAUUAGGUUGGAUAUGCUUAUAUAAAAUUCAUUUUCUGGAUUUCCCCAAUCUGUAUGGGAAGUUACAGAUCAUCAGGACUAUCUCUGAAACCACCGAUUCGAUUUAGGUAUUCUUUCUAUUGUAUUAAAUAGAAGAUUGCGGGAUGAAUAAAUAAUCGAGCUAUGGUGGGGUGGAUUUAGUAACAGAAAAAUAUGUAAAAUUAAAUUUUUAAUUUGAGUUUUCAUGGAAAACUUAAAUUUACCUGGAAAUACCGCCGGAUAAUGACUACUGUUUCUAAAAUUAAAAGACAAAAAUCCAAUACUUUUUUAUUUUGUAAAUGUUGACAUUUAUUUUACCUCCACAUUUAAACUUUAGGUUGAAGCUAUAGAUCCCGACGAAGGAGACAACGGACGAAUAGUGUAUAGGAUUUCGUAUUCACCGAAUAACGACUCGGAAGUUUUCGCUAUUAGUCCUAAAACUGGCGAAGUGUUCGCAAACGAAAUGCCAUUGUAUCCGGGCAAACAUACGAUAAUCGUGAACGCUUCGGACCUACCUGUGGACCCAAAAGAAAUGAAGUAUUCGUUAGCCGUCGUAACGAUUACAGUUGUUGCGGAAGGUAAUAGAAAUUUGAAUGAAUUAUUUAAUUUUACAAAUUAAUAAUAAUAAUAAAAAAACAUAUUUAUAUUUUAUAAUAAAUGACUUACAGAAAUCACUAAUCCGGAUUUCGUAAACGUUCCGUAUGAAUUUUGGGUUGGCAGUGACGUACCGGUCGGUACGAGCGUGGGCCAAGUCAGAAUAGUUUCAGAAAAUCCUAAUAUAGAUUAUGAUUUACUUCACACUUACCCCGAAGGAGGUAUACUAUUCAACUUGAAACUAUAAAAUGUACCUCUACAAAUUAAAUGAAUUUUUAAACUUUUCUAGUGCCAUUCGCCGUGGAAGAGAAAACCGGGACAAUAUCGGUUGUUGAGGUGAUUUCGAAUUUCGAUCGGACUGAUUAUGAAUUCGAAGCGGUCGCGACGGAUAAUCGAAAUUUGAUUAUUUCGACAAACGUAACCAUCCAUAUAGUUUAUUCGGAUUCCAGUCAAACUUUAACAAAGUACUUAACAUAUUGUUUAAUUUUUAAAGUAAAUUUCGUAUAAUAUUUAAUAUUAUUAUUAUUUAAAUUUUUAUAGAACUGUAGAUCCCAUAAGUGUAGUAUUUCGUGUUCGAGAGAAUCUACCGGGUGUUGCUAUCGGAAGGCUUUGGAAUAUGGAUUUCUCAAACUCUUCAACCAUGUCCAAGCCGAAUUUUAUAGUCGCUGAUCCGGACGACGGAGAAUUAUUUACCGUAUCCGACGAUGGCGUUUUAUACACGAAAUCUGGUUUGGAUAGGGAAACAAAAGAAAGUUUCAAGUUGACGGUCAUUGCGGAUCGAAAAACAAAAACUGGUAUCCACCACGCGACCAUAUUUCAAAUACGUAUUAUAGUCGAUGAUGAAAACGAUAAUGCACCCGAAUUUCAAAAAACCCAAUACGAAGGUUGGGUGUUGGAAGGUUGUUCUGCUGGUACACCGGUUAACUUAAAUUCACCAGUUAGAACGUUCGACCGAGACUUUGGAUCGAAUUCUGAUUUUUCGUUGACACUAAGAGGAGAAGGUGAAUAACGUUUUUUAAAGAUAAAUCUGUAGCUCACUAAUUAAUUUAUAAUUUUUAGUCUAAUUUGUAUAGCCAAUAAAACUCGAGAUAAAACUAGAUUAUAAUUUAAAUGGUUGUAACGUUUACACUUUUUAUUUCCGGCGAUCCGUUUGUAAAGCGAAUAAAUUAAAAAUAUUAGCAAUUAAGUAUGAAGGUACCUACGAUUCCGGUUUGCGAUUCCUUGCACACGCUAUAGUAAUUAAUUUGUAUUCAACAAACGCCAGUGUAAUUAAUUAAUUAAUAAGAACGCUGUCGAGCGUUCUUGUUAGUUAGUACCUGUGAUGUAUAUGUAUUUUUUUUUGUGUGUAACUUCUAUGACUCUAAACGGUAUACGUUACCUUACCAAAUUACUACAAUUUCUGGACGUCUUUUAUAAUGUUUUAAAUUAAAUAGUGUCUUCUGACUUAAACGGAUUAACACAAAAAUAAAAAUGCCAAUAUUGUAACAUGACGUAGCCUUAAUAUAAAUUUAUAAAUUUAAGAUUUUUUUUAAUUUUAUUGUUACAAGAAACAAUUUUAAAAUAUUAAAAACUCAUUUAAAAUUAAGCAGUAACUAAAAAAAAGUAAUUUUUUCAAUCAUCACCACUAUAUUAUAUAUUAUAUAUAUUAGGGCGGUUCUUAUUUGGUUGAUGGUAAAAUUUCUUUUUGGACGCCCUCUAACUUUGUUCUAAAAAACAAAAUAAAAAUUAUUACUCAAUAAUUAAUUAGUUAAAAAAAAAAAUUAAAUUAAAUUAUCAAAACAUUAAUAAUAAUUUAUAAUGAUUUCAGGUAGUGAAAAGUUUAUGAUUAACAAAGAAUCUGGAGAUGUUAUUGUUUUGAAGCCUACAAUAGAUCGAGAAGUUAUGGAUACGUAUUAUCUUAAAAUAAUAGCCACAGAUAGUGGAAAUUUAUCUUCCGAAGCUACUCUAACUAUACACGUCACUGAUAUAAACGAUAAUGUUCCAAUUUUUAAACGUAUAACGGUAUAUCCGAAAGAUAAACUUAGAGUUGCCGCCAGUUCUAAAUCGAACAUUUCAGUUACUUUGGGAGAUUAUUUGGUACCGCACAGAUUAGACAAUGGAAACACAUCGAUUGUCAUGUGGUUGCCCGAAACAAUACAACCGGGAACACCAAUAUUAGCGGUAAAUGCAGAAGAUGCAGACUCCGUGGGAUCAACAAUCACAUAUAAACUUGUGAAAAGCGGUAUGGAGUUUGCUAUCCAUCCGAUUUCGGGUCAGCUAUCGGUAGUGAGUCAGUUAAAAAUUGGCGAACAAGAGUUAAAUGUGACCGCGGAAGAUGAGGGUGGUCUAUCGACUUGGAUAUUAAUAGUUAUAUUUGUCGAAGAAGAUAUUUUAUUUGAAAAAAAGUGAGCUAAAUUAAUUUAAUUAUAAUAACAUUAAAUCGCCUACCGAAUAAUAAUUUUGUUUUUUGUUGUAGAUCGUAUGAGUUUUGGAUACCCGAAGGCUCAUACAAAAAUCACGAAAUCGGUUGUAUCAUCACAGAAGAAACUUCGGUUGUUUACUCAUUGUCUAAAAAAAGUUAUCGAAAUCCCUCGUUCACCAUGUCUGAUGCCGGGUGUUUAUUAGUGUCCGGUGAUUUAGACAGAGAAACCAGAGAGUCAUUUGAUCUUCGGUUAACUGGCAAAAGGAAAUCUGGCGGAACUCCGUCAACAGUGGAUAUUGUUGUAAAAUUGUCGGACGUAAAUGAUAAUGCACCGCAGUUCCGAAAUCAUCACAGAGUACGAAAAUUACAGGCCAAUGAGAUCGGACUGAAAGGGUUUGAAGGAGAACUCACUGUGCCUGUAUACGAAGCAACACUAGCUGAACCCGGAGCGAUAGGUACUAUGAUCACAAGAAUUGUUGCCGAAGACCCCGAUGGACCCGAAGAUGGAAAUUCUGAAGUAAAAUAUAGUCUUUUUGGAUCGGGCUUGGAGUUCUUUGAUAUAGACCAAACAACUGGAGUAGUCACAUCGAAAAUUCCACUGCAAGGGGGUAUUUAUAAUGUCACCAUAAUUGCAUCAGAUUCAGGAUUCUCGAGAAAAGACAACGCGGCGUUGUUAAUUGUCAGUGUAGCUGAAAAAAAUUCUGGAGUUGAAGAACCUCUGCUUGAACUCCGAUAUUUUGAAGUAGAAGUUGAAGAAAACUGUUUAGUUCCAUUAGAAAUACUCAAACUUAACGUAACAUCACGAUUUCGACGAUUCGCUUCAUCCGUUAGUUAUUCAAUAAUUCCUUCGGAAAACAGUGAAAGUUUUGAGUAAGCUUUGAAUAUUUUAAAAUUAAAAUGUUAUUUUACUGAAAAAUACAAUUUUUUUCGUAUAUAGGAUCGAUUCUAAAAAUGGUAAUGUUUAUCUUAUCGAAAGUCCUGAUAGAGAAGUAACUCCUACGCUUACGGUAAUGGUACGGGUUGAAGUAAUUGGAAGGAAAGGGAAAUCCACUUAUGUAGUACAUCCUAUUGCACACGAUAUAGGUAAUUAAUAUUACUGAAUUUUGAGUGGUACAUUCAGUUUUAAUAGUACUUUAUUUAUUUUUUAGCUUUAAACGAAGCUCGGAUCGUACUAAGAAUAAUAGAUCAAAAUGAUAACUCUCCUAAAUUUGUUAAUGAAAGUAUGCCAUUAGUUGCUGCAGUUUCUUCAUUAGCAAGUUACGGAACUCCUGUGGCAACAGUUCGAGUAAGUUUAUUUUAUACGGAAAUUUAUAAAAUUUGAAACAUAUACGGAUGUCUUAUGAUCUUAAUGAUCUACCUUACCAUAUUUUUUUUUUCUAGGCUAUAGAUCCAGAUCAGAAUAUUAAUUCAGAUCUAAGAUAUGCAAUGGUUGGUGAUCCGAUUGAAAAAAGAUACUUCAACGUUGACGAAUACACAGGUCUUAUACGUACAAUCGGAGGUUUUAAUCAGUUCAUGAACAAUACAGUUUUUGGUUUUGAUGUACGGGCCACCGAUAAAGCAGGUGCACCAGAUGGGAGAUCAGCAAUAACAAAUGUUUUCGUUAGUUUUGUAUUUAUACUAAAUUUUACAGCUACCCAAAUAAAUGUCGAAAAUAUAUUUAUUUUUUUAACAAUUAAGGUUUACAUUUUGGAUGAUCAAAAAAUUAUUACAUUAGCAUUGGGAAAACAGCCAUCGUUCAUUGAAAAGUAUACAGAUCUCGUGAUAAACUCAAUGACUAAUAUCACUGGAUGCAUGGUUAAAAUAUGGAGAAUAGAUUCGAAUAUAAAUAAUAUGUAAGAACUACGUAAAUUAUAUUUUUGUAAAUUUUAAUACAGUAGUAAACUAUUCUAUGAUUUUAAACUUAUUCAAAUAUUUUUUUGUAUUAAAAUAAUCAAUAGAGUAGAUAAAUUAAAAAUGUUAGCUUUUAUAAAACAGUUAUAUUUCGUGACGGAUAAAGUAUGAUUUUAAUUUAAUUUGUCUUAAAACCGUCAACAAAAUGUACUUAUUGCAUACCUACUAACAGUGCAUUUAUCUACACAAAUAAAAAAAACAUCAUUUUUUAGGACUGACGUUCAACUUUAUGCAGUCGACCCUAUUACGAAUGCAUUGGCGGAUAGCGAUUUACUUAUGAAGUUCGUAUACAAAUAUUAUGUUUUUUUUUUUUUUUACAAUUUCGCUCCAUUUUAAUUAAUAUUAAAUGUAUACAUUUAUUUUUUUUAUUCAAGUUUAAUGUUGGACAACCAAGAUGAAAUUAAUCAUGCCCUUAAACCGCUGCAGUUCAUCGGGUUUUCUCGAAUACCAAAAAGUCCUAACGACGUGAUCGUGGAAAAUUCGUUAAGUCUUUAUACGUCAUUUGAACUAUUAACGGUGUUAUUUGGAUUCGUUAUAUUCAUGGGUGCCAUCACCGGUGUCGCUUGCGUGUGUACAGGACGUAAAAGGUAUAUAUCAAUGAUACAUUGUAUCAUAUUAGUAAGUAGGUAUUACAUGCCUACAUAUGAACGUUUUAUUUCCCCUUUUGGCAGAGAGAAGAAAAAAACAAUCACUUCUUACGGUAAUUUCGGUUUUCACGAGCGUUCUCCGUUUACUCUGAGUAACGGAAGCCUAGCGAGACUGUCGACGUGCGAACCCAGAUCACUACAGAACCCCACGUCUUUCAUGGAAGGUUCACUGCUAUACGGCGGGGCUGUAACCAAUCCUAAACAUCUGAGGAGAGGUCUCCGGUGUAAUCAAGCUAGGUCUGUUAUACCCGUCGAACCACCCAUAACUCAUAUGCGACCUCAAUGCGGAGGAGGUAGGAGCGAACAAGACCAUUCGCAAAACGAUUGUUGUUCUUGUAGUAGUGCCACCGGAAGCACGGGCACAGCUAGUUUAACUGAGUCCAUUAUAAUGAAGUAAGUUUCACCGAGAUAUCAUGAAAUAUUUUAAUGAUCCUAACGAUAUCUGUGUUCAGCAGGUCUAGCGAAAAUUUCGAAGACUCGUUGCGUUCAAUUGACCGAUCCAACCAAAGUAUGAACUGUCAGAGGCAUCAUCGCUGUUGCGAUGAAGACGAUUUGAAUAAAACCCAAACGAAUAACGUUAAGGUCUGCAAAUGCCCAUUAUCAUUGUGAUUUAACCGCUCAUUAUUUUAAUAUUGUAACUGUAAAUAAUAUGUAUAAUCCAUACCUAUAAGUAAUUAUUUAAUUUGUUUUUAAUAAAAAAAUAUAUAAAACAAAAAAAUUAUCUAUUAAUUAUACAAAAAAAAAAAC
Molecule: messenger RNA, 51129 nt
Organism: Cinara cedri
Lineage: Eukaryota; Metazoa; Arthropoda; Insecta; Hemiptera; Aphididae
Source: the annotation of a GenBank genome assembly